GCUGCAGCCGCUGGAGGAGAAGAGUGAAGUCAGCCCCUGCAGGAUCCCAUCACAGUCACAGGCGCCGGCCAGCAGCCAGCAGCACACUCACACUCCCUCUGAGGGCAGGAGAUAGAGGAGAGGAACCGAGAGUAUCCUCGCUCGCUCCCCGGUGUCGACUUGUUGAUAUUUACCUCACACGAGAGCAGUCAGAUCAGACUUGGACAUGGUGGUGUCUGCGUGAAACUCGUGUAUUUCCGGCAUGUCCCUACGUGGCUCAUACCUCCAUCAGGUCCCUGUAGAGAUCUGGACGGAGAAUCCAAGUUUGAAGCCGACAUUAGUCCAGAGAUGUUGCUGAUCGUUCAUGGGAUGAACGCGGAUAAACGGGAGACACGUAUGUAUCCUUCUGAAUUACAGAGAGUUUGGAAAUAUUUUCAGCCCACAUGAUUUCACUUUGAUAUUUCUGUCCUGUCUGGUGGAGAUUUUCUCAUUGUAUUCACGAGACUGGACAACUAUAAUGAAGGCACAUUUAUAUAAUGAUGCAAAUCAAUAGCUUUCAUUGUAUAAUUGCAUUCCUUUUAAAAGUACUCAAGCAGAUUACAUUAAAAGUCACUUCUAGUGUGUUUUAGGCUUUUACUCAGAGUUCAUCGCCAUGUUCGCCUUACUCUGACCGCCCAACAGCCUUAUUGACAUCCACAAUCCUAAAAUAAACACCCUCUCUUUGAAUCGAGAUAAUCAUUACUGUCCCACCCGGGCUGGCACGCUUUAGCACCACAGUCCGUGGACAGCGACAGACAGGCAGUUCAGCACCAGACAGCGCUGACAAAGUUGACUCCAGUCUAUCAUUGGCUCCAGUAUGGAAGUCAAUCUGUGCCACUUAAUUUAAAUCUUAAUCUCUAAAGCAGAUUUUUUUUUAUUUUAUUUUUUUUCAUCAAAAUCAGACUUUGAAUUUUAAGCACACAUUUUUAAUUCUUAAGGUCCGUACACACCGGGAACGAUGCAAAUAUGCAACGCGAAAUUACGAAAUAUUCAGAGGCGAAUUUUGACGUGCCUGACUAAACACAUCAAGCGCGAUGCGAUUUUGCGGCUUUCUGGGGGGGAAAAAGAUGUGUCCGGGGUGGAAGCGAGAAGACAAAAAUAGAGUCUACUUCAGCUUCAAGUGAUGGCAAAUUUGUGCUCCUUUUAAAAAUAAUAAGAGCUACCAUAUGCCACAGUUACUAAGUAAACAGUAUGUGAAACUUUAGAAAAAUCAACCAUGAAAGAAAAAAUAAAUGCCCAAUAUCACAGGAGGGGAAAAUGUUGCUGAUGGGAAUACUUGUAUUGACAGGAUACGGGUUACUCCUGGUGUGUAAGGACCUUCACUUUUUUUUUUUUCACGAUGAAAAAAAUUCAGUGUAAAAAAUCAGUCUCUUAAAAUAUUUGUGUCAUAGCAAUAAAAAUUAAAAAACUGUAAAAAAAAAAAAAGAUUCAACAUAAAAAUUUCAGUGGAAAAAAAUUUAGUGUAAAACAGACUGACUCAAGCAAUAGAUUCCUCUAUCUUCCACUGGGGUCGGUGCCAUCUAGGAUUAUUUGAUUGGCUGGACGAUGGAUGAUUGAGCCAGGAAUCUAUUGCUUCUCCCUGAUUACCUGGAUGUUGAGUCGGUCUGUUAUAUACUCAAUUUUUUGACACUGAAUUUUUUUUUUUUAAGUAGAAUUUUUACUAAACAAAUCUUUUGAGAGACUGAUUUUUUUUACAUGAAUUAUUUCAUCAUCGUGAAAAAAUAAGUGUCAGAAAUAAAAAUGCAUACUUGAAAUUCAAUGGUUUUGAAAUUCAAAAUCUGAUUUUGAUGCAAAAAAAAUUCAGCUUUAGGAAUUCAAAUUCAAAAUCAGAUGGCACAGAUUUACUUCCAUACUCCAGUGAGGCCUACACCCUCCACCCCACCCCCACCUUUGUCAGUAAGAGAAGCUGCUGUGCCUCUUAAAGCUGAUUAAAAUAUCUAUUCAGUUGUCUGAUGAGUGGAUAAACCACCUGACAUUCACGCUGUAGGACACAGUCACACUGCCACUCCGCUGCACACUGUGACUUCCUUGUUUUUCUUUUCUUCUCAGGAGGAAACAAAAAGAAACCCUGAUGUGGCUUACUCUGAGACCAUGUCUUCUUAAUCCACCAGACUGUAUCUCCCAGUCUUUUCAGGUGACUGAGUGACUUGAAGGUGAAGAUGAUCAACUCUGGAUCUCACUCGGCUUCCUCGCAGCCGCCACAAACCAUGGACAUCAUCCGCAGCAAGACGCACACCCGCCGGGUGAGACUCAAUGUUGGCGGCCUUCUUCAUGAGGUCCUGUGGAGGACACUAGACCGGCUGCCCCGCACCAGACUGGGCAAGCUGAGAGACUGCAACACCCACGAGUCCAUCAUGGAGAUCUGCGAUGACUACAGCCUGGACAGCAACGAGUACUUCUUCGACAGACACCCCGGCGCCUUCACAUCCAUCCUCAACUUCUACCGCACCGGGAAGCUGCACAUGAUGGAGGAGAUGUGCGCCCUGUCCUUCAGCCAAGAGCUGGACUUCUGGGGCAUCGAUGAGAUCUACCUAGAGUCCUGCUGCCAGGCCAGGUACCACCAAAAGAAGGAGCAAAUGAACGAGGAGCUGAAAAGAGAGGCUGAGAACAUGAGGGAGAGGGAGGGAGAGGAGUUUACCACUACGUGUUGUUCCGAGAAGAGGAGGAAAUUGUGGGACCUCCUGGAAAAGCCAAGCUCCUCGUUUGCUGCUAAGGUAGGGUUCAUUUUUUCUUAUUUCUGCACAGCCGGGGCAAAUCAAGUGAAAGAAGUGUAAGAAAGGGUGUCAUAAAGGUGUUAUGAAGAUCUAUCCCUUAAGAAGCAGAGUUUGGGCCUAAUGAAGGGGGUUUAAAUUUAGAUUAACAUCCAGAGGCAAACAGAAAUCUCUCUUUGAGGCUAGCCUGAUCUGAUGUCUGACUUUCUUUGAACCCAAACUCCUGCUUUUAAUCUGUCACUUUCAGUUGCUUGAGCACAGGAGAGAGAGAGCGAGACAGGCAGAAAGGAGGAUGUUGUUGUUGUACUUAGUGGUGAAUGUCAAACUUUUGCUCAUUCCUCAGUCAGUAUUGAACAUCAAGACUUUGGAACAAGUAAUUUUGUUACCGUGCUUAAAUCAAUGCACCUAACAAAGCGUAUUCUUGAGAAGAAACGGCCUGGGUGCUGUUUUUUCUGGUUAGUCAAUUCAAACCCCAUUUUUGUUGAAGGGUUUUUAAUGAAAACACAUCAAGCUGUCAUUGUCUGCUUUUAUCGGCUUUAGUCAGAUACUUGUUCUCCAGCCAGAUAAUCCAGGAGAGAGUCUCUCGGGGUAAUUAUUGGGUGCUUUUGAAUGAGUGACACAUAUUGUUAGAGUUACAUCUUAAGAGACUCUUUUAGAUAAAAUAUAUGAAAUGUAUUCUGUAUUUUUAGACCAUAAAACAAUGCAUAGUCAUCUCUUCUUAGCUUCAUUAGCUGCCCCUGCCCCAUUUCCAGUUCUGUAUUCAAUCAUCCAGCUCAUUAGCAAGCUCGUGGCUCUUUCUCCGGGAACAAUAGUAAUAGCUACAACUUACUGAAUCAAUGGUUGUAUUCAUGUUAACAACAUUUUUAAGAGGCUUUGCAAAAGAUGUGUCUGGGUCAAUAUUCAAUUAAAAUGAUAAAUAUUUAUCCACUGGUGUGUUAUCAUCCAAAGUCUCAGAAAUACAGCGCUACAAUUAAAGAAAGUGUGUUAUUUUCAGAUGCUAUUAAACUGUUUCCACUAUGUUUUGUUUAAAAUGCCUGAAGGUUUCACUUUUUGGGGGGCUCAGAAUCAUGAGACCACACAGAGUGUCUGCUGUUCCAACCACAAAAGAUAUCAGAGAGGAAUCAUUAGUCUGAAAUUUUCAAACACCUCUUUGAACAGACCCUCCUGCAUUAUUUAUUCUGCUCAUUUACUGAGAGAACCUGCCCAAUCUCUGACCUUGAAUUACUUGAGCCUUUAAUUAUUUUUCUCCAUUAUUCAAUCACAUUGCUUGAGGAUAUGCUCAAUUUAAAGUACUCUGUAACCCCCGAGUUUCCUCUGUAACUUCCUAAAGUCGUUAAUUACACACUGACUAGUAAACUUUCAAGGAUGGGAGAAGUCAAAUUUUGUUGGUGAUACAUCUUUCAUACAUUUCAUUCAUGCAACAUCACAUUUAUAACCAUUGACUGUAUAAUUCCUAAUCUGAGACAUGUAGCCAAAGUGCCACCUCAAUGGAUGCUGACAUACUGUGCAGAUAGAGCCAACAGGACUGACUCCAUUUACACCCUCUUAACUAAAAACACACUGAAACUUACUUCUAAAACGACAAAAAUACAAGUCAGAAUGGUCCACAAAAUAUCUAAUUUUUGUGUUGCUUCAAAGCAUAAAAAGUCCUGUGACUUUUGUGUUAUUGUUCAUAAGUUUUCUGUCAACAGAGCUGUCAAUCAAUCAAUCAAUCAUCUUUUCAGAACUUGCUAGACCUAAGUAUCAAAAUUAGCAUGAUAAGAGCAAGAGUAGGAGGUAUGUUAGAGGAAAAAACAUUUGGGGUAUCUAGUCUGUCCCAUGAGUAUCAGUAAAGGAGUCAGGCUUUACUGCUAUACUGCAGCCAAAACACCAGGAGGCGCUCUAGAAGUCUGCAUCAAUGACAUUUGUAAAAAAAAAUACAGAUAGAAAAAUCUUUUUUAAGUAGAUGAUGUGUCAAGUUCUUCACAUAUUUCCCAUUUCUCUAACUAAAACACAUACUUUUCUUCCCUUCUUCUUCUUUUGCUAUCCAAACAUCUAAAAGUGAUAAACUAACUCUCAAAAUUAGAGGAGGAGAAAGACUAAACUUAUACAGCACUCCUCAAAAACUGGUAACUCAGUGCUUAACUAUUGAGACAAUGCAUGACUUAUAAGAAGACAAAUAAGAUCCAGUGCAUCCAUAAUACAUUGUGUAAUAACAAAGAAGGGCAACUACGUCCACAGUUAAGAAAUGGUCAGAUGAAAUAAGUGAGUCUGAAAAGAGGUUUAAAAGGAGGACAUUGAGUUUGAGUCACUGCUAUAGUGCAGACAUCCUUUGUGCACUGUUGAGAUGUAGAAACCACUAGCAAGGCCCCGAGGAGGAUCUCAGGCAGCAGCCAGGUUCAUGGGGAGUCAGCAGUUCACAGAUACAGGCUGGAGUCUGACUAUCUAAGGCUUUGAAGACAAGCAGUGAAAUACUAAAACCGAUUCUUAAACUCGCAGGUAGCUGGUACAGGGGAGUAAACAGUGUAGAAAAGUGAUUGUAUCUCUACACAGUUGAAAGCUAGACAGCAGCUUUUGAAUGUAGUGUAAUCUUUGGAUGUUGUGUUUGUCAAUGUGCUUAACAAUAGCUAAGUCUGGAUAAUUGAAGACAUGGAUGGCAUUUGCUUUGUGACAAGAAAAAAAGAAAGACCUGAUUUUAGUUAACUGUCUUAGCUGGGCAAAGCAGAACUACAUCACCUGGUGCCACAGGAAAGGUCAGAGUUUAAAAUGACCCUUAGAUUAAUGGUUGAUCAGAAAUAAAAUGAAAAUGCAUUCAGACAUACCCAUUCUUUUUGUAUAGAUUUCAAGAUUUGUGUCCCUUAGCCUCUACGACAUUUGAAAAAAAUUCAAAAAUUAUUAAACUAUGACAAUAACUUAUAUUUUCCCCUUGCCUUUGAAAGCUGUUAUGCUGCUAUUAACCAGUUAACAGAGAGAAAAAGAGAGAGCAUAUUUGUGGGAACUUUUCUCAGUAUCAUGCGCCAAAGAUUAACCACAAAGAUUAAUGGCUCCAGUUUUUCGAGAUGAUAAUGUACGAUUAUAUACCGUGACUGAUUCACAGAGUCAUAUGUUGAUGUUCCUAAAGGCUGAUGUUGUCAUCUGUGUUUGACUUUGCCAUCCUCUGGUUUCUUGUAAACACAGACCUGAUUGCAGUGAGAGUAAAUGUGCAAACAUGUUUUAAUAUUGAGUAUUUACUCAGCCCUGAGUUCACUGAGUUCACAUCGCUUGUAAUUACAAAAUAAAGGUUAGGAGCGGGGCCAGGUGAUUGUGUAUUUCUUUAUGUUGUCGUGUUGACAUUGCAAACUCAAAACUGGCUUCAAACACAGUUCACGGCACUAUGUCAUGAAAAGUCAACUCAAUAUGGCGUUGAUGCAAUAUUUUACAAACAAAUAAAAAUCAGGGUUUUAAAAUUCACAGAAUUUCCACUUCAUGAAACGCCUUCUGGUUCUUGAAUAAAUCAUUAUUCAUUUUAGCUCUGACUUCCCAUCACUGCGGCUCUGACAUUCAGCUUGAAUUACUUUAGCCAUUCAAAUGCAGAAUUAGGGACACAACUUUUGUCCUCCUCCCUUGGUUACGCCUGCAUGCAAGCUCUUAUCCUCAACUUCACACACAAGUACAUGCCAAACAGCGUACACAAUUACAGAGGAACUUCUGAAUGGAAGACAGGGUAGAGAAGCUGAUGUUGUUUGACUAAUGGGGCCAUUUCCUCAUGGGUUAGUUUUCCAUAUUAGACAGAGCACAGUAAAAAUGUCAAAUUGAGGUUAAAUAGCAGCCAUUAAAUGCAGUCUUGUAUCUGAGGCUUAAUUGAAGAGUUGAAUCGGUGAAAUGGCUUGUUCCCAAACACAUCUUCUGCCUCAUUUAUUUUUCAGUGCUGAUGAAAUUUUAAUUGCACAUUAAUAACGCUUGACUUAAUGUUGGAGAGAUAAGGUGUGAUCCAGAAUAUCCAUAACUCUACAUGUCUUGUCAUGUCAUCCUGGAACUUUUAGAGUAAUAACCUUCCCAAAAAUAUACAGACACCGGCUCUACCUCUCUGAUGGGCUAUUUUUCACAUCAAAGCGGCAGUGAAGGAUGCUGCGUGAGCAGGCAGUCUGUCUUUCUCCUUGGGUGUGUUGAGGUGUUACUGAACAGUUUGAGAUCCACUUGAGUCUGCAUUUCUUCCACGAGUAUUCCCACUGAAUUAUUUACGGCAACAAUAUGGCCUCCUGGAAACCCAGAGAAAAAUCUUGCUGGUAAUCAUUUCAUCAAUAAAAGAUCAGUUGUUGUUGAUACCGAAUAGUGUAUGCUGACUGUAUAUGUCGUCACUUUUAUACCAGGGGGAGGAAAGGGUUGAGCUGGUUGUGAAUGAAACCAACCUAUGUAAUGCUACAUGUCCCAGCAUGCCUCUGUGGCUCAUUUCUUUUCAAGGUGUAGUUCAGUCUCAGAGGGAUGGCAUCACACUCUCAGGAGUUUGGCAAUAGAGCAAGGCAUUGCUGCAAACCCUGAAGGCUGUUUCCUAAACCAGCAACGUGUUUUCUUCAUUUUUAUAUGACUGACUGAGUUUGUCUGCUCUUUCUGACUGCUGUGAAAACAACAGAGUCUGGUUGGGAAACAAUGAUGUCAUGCACUAUCAUGACCCAGUCAAGAUUUACCUAAAUCUGCAUCACAUGAUUGCAUCUAUGAGGUCAGAAGAUUAGGUCAUGUCUUGGCAUAAAAUGUAAAUUGGCGCUUAUUUAGCUGAAGCUCCUAAAAGGAACUUUAUGUUUGUGACAAUGUUGGCAUCCCCUGUGGACAAACUGGUGCUCUGUAUCUCUUUGUUAAGCUCUUAUAACUAAAAACCAGCUUCCUUUAAACUAUCAAAUGUAUCACACAGUGUGAUAAUUUGCUGUAGAAACAAGCAGGAACCUCCUAUGUUAAAAAGCCAAUGUGGAAAUGUGGCAAAACUGCAGUUCCUUAAGUGUCCACCAAAAGCCAAAGAGACUCUAUUAACACCCAUGUUAAAAUAACCAUCUUCAUGGUAAAAACAUGUUUGCAGCCUGACACAUUAAAAAAAACAAUACUGGUCUGAACAGCCAAUGUCUUUUUCUAAGAUUGAGGGCUCUAUUUUCGUGUCCGCUGGUGACGAGGUCCGCCAAGCUGGGCGUGGUGGUGCAGCAGGGGGAGGUGUCGACAGAAUCAGCUGGCGCAGUGACUUUUUAGUGCUAUACGGUGGCGUAUAAAGUGCGCUGAAAGCUCGCCGAUUCGAACCUGGUUGCAGCUGGUCUAGAGGUAUUUUGGUAGACCGGCGGCGUAUUGGCAUACGUCACCGAUGCCUCACCAGCAGGUUUCCACAGUGUCAGGCACAUUUCAGUGCAAUAAAUAAUCAUCAACAACUAAUAAUCUGAGUCAGAUCUAUACAGAUAUAUUCUGAUCUACUGUAUAUCUGAUCCGAUGAGUGUGUUUGGCACGCGUUUGGACACACAACCUGACCGAAUCAACACAGCUGAAACUGCAUUAAAUUAAAUUGAAUAUCUAGUAAAUAGACACACAUGAUGAAGUUAACAAAAUAUUUAAUUUGUCUCCCUCCUUUUCUUUCUUCCUCUUCCUUUUAUUUCGCGCGCAGCUCGACCUGGACAUGUCUCCGUGUCCUCUCUCCGUCCUGCUGCAGCUGCGGCGGCUGAACAGAAGAUUUGUUUCAGUGAUCAGAUGAGUUAUUUACUUUAAGCCUACAUACGAAUAUUAUAAUAUUCAGUUUUGUGAGCCAAAUUUAUUUUAUAUGCCAACAUCCAUGAAAGAAAGAGCCAGGCCACGGAGCGCGAUGCGUCAUUUACGCACAGACGGUUUUGAUUUUUGGAAUUUAUGUUGUGAUCUGUGCGCUCAACCCACCUUUGUCACGUGAGGUUUGAAUAUAUGCAACUUUAUGUGAGUGUCUUUAUUUGUGGAAAAGGGUGUUUGUCUUACCAGUGGGUCCAACAUUACACCCACCAAAUCCAUCUGUGCUUAUAUGAGACAGUGUCAAGGACGCCCUCUGCAGCGCUUACAGUGACACUUGUUGAGGAGCUGCCUUCUGUCGCCAUCAUGUGGCAUUGCUGUCUUCAGACAUCUCUUGAUCUCUUUGACUACUUAAGCCGCUGGAAGAAGCUGAGUGAGGGAGGGGGGAUACUUACGCCGGGCUGCGCCGCUCACCAAAAUACCAAGUUGUGCUUGGGAACGCCUUGUCGGAACGGCGGACCUGACUUACACCACGCCUGCGGCAUGUCUCUGGCGAGGCACGAAAAUAGAGCCCUAGGUGUGAAUUUUUUUUUCAUGUUAUAGGUUUUGAAGACAUUGAGGUUUGGAGCUCUGCAAAAUGAUCCAGGUUGUGAUUGACUCAUCUGAAAAGUAAAAACCUUAUAGUACUUUUCCUAAAGGCUUAUUAGCUCUUUGCCUCUUGCUUAGUCAACCAGAAAUCAGGCUGAGUCAGGAUUUCUAAGACGGUGACUGCUAUCACUGGGUUUCAAAACUCCUCUUCAGAAAUCAGUGGAUGAUGUCAGUGUGAUUGUGCCCGUGUUCUCCACACGGUAAGAAUUUUUUUUACAAAGGGUUGUCUGACACUGACCUCUAUGCAGUGGUAACAUGCCUUAAAAACGAUUACAUUUACUAGAUAGUCAGUUACUUUCGCUGCUGUACUUUUUAGUAUUUGCAUGUCAUAAAAAAUGUGUUAUCGUUGAUUUCAGACUAAAGGCUGGUGGUUAUCCAAAUCAGAAUUAUGCCAGGGUAAAUACAACCCUGAUGUGAAGCAGAAGGGUCUUUCCUGAUUUCUCAUUCAGCUUUGUAACUGACUCAACUCAAAACUGAGAUGAGGCGAAUGUUCCAUCUUGUUACUAUUACUCUGACCACUUAAGGUUUUAGUUACUUUAAAGGGAUUGGCAACUUGGAAAAGCACUCACCAGCUCUGUUGUUGUUGCCUGGAUUGCAGGACAGGAUCUUGCUCCACUUGUCCCUAUUAGAGAGUUGCUCCUAAGGCUGCCCACUGACCCCCAAUUUUCACCGCAUCCAGAACGGCUCCAAUCCGUAAUGGCGGCGAUUUACACUGUCCGUCAAUUCCUACCGGAUCCGUUGGUGAGGCAAAUUUCAUUGCGGAUUACGGACAGUAGUAAUCGUGAGAACUCACAAGAACCUGCAGAUUCACAUGCAUUCGCCCGAUAACAAGUUGUCUCUAGCCACAUAGGCUAACCAUACAAGCAGUAGUUUAUGUCUUUCCAGAAGAAGAAAUCUACUUCUAGACUUCUAAAAUCAGCAUCCCCGAUCCAUUGUGUCAUGGGGUAAAAUGCUGUCUAAAAACCUUUCACUUGUUCGUCCCUGCCAUUUGCAUGUUGUGAAAUAUGAUCUGCUCGAAACAUGGAAUGUUUUAUUUAGAAAAGAAGCCGGAUGUUUUAUUUUGUGUCCGUGCCCGACUUCCUUUCCAGCACGGGUUAAUCUGUGCUGAAUUUAUCCGGCAUGCUCCGGUGUCUAGAAAAAAUAGAACUUGUGCAAUCAGCUGUGGAGUCCGGCGAUCCGCAGCGGUAUGAAAAGAAGCCGGUGGAAAUUGGCACAUUAACUUGAAUGGUUAUGAUCGGCUGCGACCAGUGGAUACGGCCUUUUCAUAGCCAUUCCGGAUGUGGUGGAAACUGGGGGUGACACUAACACCCAAGACCAGCCUGAGAUAGAAAUCUACAUGUUUGUCUCAAUGUUUCCCAAUUUAAAAUGCUGACAGAAGAUAAGAUUUUGCGAGUCUCAAUGAGCAAAGAUAAAAUAAGGUGGAAUCCUUUCCACAGAUUAAUUGGGUAUGAUAUGUGUGAUCAAGCUGUCCCUGGUGUCACUGUUGUUGAGAAUUAAUCACUGUUGUAAUGAGGUUUGGCAAGUCAGAAUCAAGUAUUAACCACAGCCAAAUAAAAAACUGUAAAAACCUCACAGGAGCUUCGGUUUAAUUUACGAUAUGAAAUGUAAUACCAUCAGGGAUGGCUGGUGUGAGCCGGCUCACAAGGCUCCUUUACACAAUGAAGUAUAAAGAAGCUAAGAGUCAAAUCCAAAAUAGGAGAAAUAACAACCGGAUUAUUUUCAGUAUUAUGAUUUGAAGUAUCCACACAUAACUCAUGCAAGUUUUGGUCAAACUAAUAUUUCUUCAGCAUAAAGAAGUUAGAAUUUAAUUAUUAGUCUUUUGAUUGGUUUCAUUUUUACACUGAUGUGUUUAAUGUCUCAUGACUCAGAGAGAUGAGAAAACAAAUGUGUGGAAAAUAAACAACAAAGAGAUGAAACAUAUCAGAGAGAUGCAGCAAUUAAAAUUACACACAGACACACACACACACAAACACACACGCACACACACACACACACACACACACACACACAAAAGCACACAAAAGCACAAAUGCAGGCAAACAUAAUUGGAUUGUUAAUCCAUUCCAGGCAUGGGAGUAGAUGGAGGAAAUCAUGAAAGACUGAAACCACAAAUUGCUGCUCUGUAUAAUUCAUGUUAUGCAGCUAUUUACAAAGUGCACGAUAGAGAGGACAUUGUCAGCUACAGUCCAGCUUACUAAGGAGUUGAUUGAACAUAAUUGAAGCUUAACAGACUAAAAAGAAGCAUUUUCUGAUUGUGAAAGUUCUAUUAAGUUCUUCAGUCUGAAAAGCGGCAUUGACACACACAGGUUUCACUUUUGACACCUCUGCACUCUGGGAAUUAGAGUUUGUGUCUCUUAAAAGCCUUGAAGCGCUCUCUUUUGGUCCACAAGAAAUGGAUACCGGGCUAUAAAAAUGACACUUAGUUGUUUUGCCCAGGCAGAGACAGUUUGAACUAAUUGCAUGGAAACUUCUCCUCUCAGUGAGCCGGAGAGAGAGCCAUGACUGGAGGCCUUUAACUGCACUUCUCACCACACAUCAGACAUGCCCAACUGACUUCACUGUAAGCACUUUGUUGUUUGUGAAUCUGGGAGAUUGCUCUGUGAAAGACAUGGCGGUGGCGUCCUCUGUGUUCUGUUACCUACUGCACGUUUUUUCCCCACAAUGCCCCUGCAUGGCUUUUUACAAGAAAAGGGAGCAAAUCGAUCGCAGACGCAUUAAGAUGUGGAGCAAGCUGAGUUGUUCAGGACACACCCCAACCAGCUAUUUGGGCGUGUGACUUCCCAUGGACUGCUGCCUUCUGAUAGCUCUGCAUGAGGGAGUGCAGUCACUUAUUUGGACCUCCAUCACUGUGUCAGCGCAGAGUGCAGAGAGGGACCAGAGGACAUGUAGCAGCACAGCCACUAUGAUUUUAUGGUCUCUGUUGUUAUUUUCAGCCGUAGCUCAGAGUAAUGGAGCUGAGAUUGUCCUCUGUCUCUUUGUGCUGCCAUUUCUUUCCCCUGUUCUUUUUCCUCUCAUUGGAUUUGUGUGUGUUUGUAUGCUAAUAUCCAGGCACGGGGCUAUAGCGCACUAUAUUUUCUGAGUCGUUUUCAUGCACUGUUGCUGGGUGACAGCAACUCUACCGUUGUGUUUAGGUGAGCCUUGAAUAGCCACAAAUCAAUGGCUCACAGUUUCCCACCUGUCAGACUGAAUGCAGCAGUGUAUAUCACAGAAUCACGAGGACUGUUUGGCACUUUCAGAGAGGGAAUCUAAAGUCUCCUCUCUCUCUCUCUCUCCUCCGUGAUCGCUUAUCAUCCCAUCUCCCUGAUUCUGUUUUCCUUCUGUUGUACUCCCUCCUCUCAUUAUUCAAGUCCCAGUAACUUAAUCAGCUUGUAAGCACUUAUUUUUAUACCAACUCCAAUUAAGGAUAAAGAAAACUCAAUGAAUAUAUUUGCUUUUCUCAUUUAAAUGUGUCAAGAUUAUGGCUAUGCUCAUUUACCAUAUGACCCGAGCUUUUUAUAGCUUCCCCGCGCUCAUUGAUGGAUACAGAAUAUUUGGAGGCCAUAGUGUAGAAAGUAGAUAUAAUUUAUUUAUAGGUUAAAUCUACAAACCACUCAAUUAUUGACUUUUUUAUUUACACAAAGGUUGAUUUGUAUAGCUACUCAUAUUCUCUCCAUUAUUGUAAUGGAUCUGCCUACAUCCUACAUCAUCAAAAUUAUGGGUGUGAAUUCAGAUAACAGAGGCAGAGUUUUGCACUGUCCAUCUAAACUUCAUUCUGUAAAUUAAACAGUGAACGGCAUCAAAACGUUUGGUUUUUGCAUUGUUCAUUGUCAGAAUUGAUCACCUCUCCAAAGUCUGGACUCUAUAUUUACAGAGUUUUAUCCACUUCUCCCUCUCCCCCACCCCACCCCCCUCUCUAAACCCAAUGCAGUAGCAGCAGAUGACUGUCUAACAUGAGUCUGGUUCUGCUCAAAGUUUAAGGAAGUUGUUCCUCUCCACUGCAACUUGCAAAAGUGUUACACUCAUGUGGAGGUGGGUCUGAUCUCACGAGAUUGAAUUCACGGUAAACAACCGAGACCUAAUGCUGCUGUGACUGCAACGCUGUGAUUGAGUUUGAGACAGUGAAAAUACAUAUGGUAUGUUGUAUCUGAACAGGUUAGCUGGACACACAGUAUGCGAAACUUUAGAAAAUUCGAACAUGAUACGAAAAAAUAAAUGCCGCAAAAUCGCAGGACGGGAAAACAUUGCUGAUGUGAACACUUGUAUUGACAGGAUACGGGUUCUUAAGACUGAUGUUGACCUGGAAGUUGUUUACAAUUUUUGAAGUCAGUUUGUUUGGGUAGCAACCUUGAUCUUUAGCAGUCGUACAGUUUAUUUAACCAUCAUACACUGCUGUACUUGUGUCCAGUGCUUGCUCACUGCCUCAAUGUUGGCUCCAAACUGUAAACGGCUAAAUUAAGUUUGUCAAGAUGUUUAUCAUGAAAGAGUCAACUGUGAGUAGCAAAACACCCAUAUACUCUCCCUCUUUCUUUCCCACUCAUUUUUCCACAUGAUAUAACUAUCUUUACAGCCUAAUCUUCAUAUUCAGGCUGCAUGUAGAGGUUUUCUUGUGCACACUUUAGUGAUGCCCUGCUCUAAACAGAGGGAUGCACUAGCUCCAUUGAUUUAUAACACCCCUUUGAUGCUGUUUGAUCAUUGAGAGGAACCGCAUGUAUUUCACCUAAGGAGGCAACAUGUCCCAUCAGAGAGGCUGCAGAUCGAUACAGAAAAUCUGCUCAUCUGUGAACUUCAGAGACAAGGAUUGGGUUGAGUAGUGGAUGGAGUUUGUUCCAUAUGCUUUGUUUGCUAAGCCAUAAUAGACUUGAAAGGGUUUUGUUGCUGUCAUAGUAUUCAUGUUGUUUUUUCAUGACUGUGCAUUUAGAAGCUUUUUCCUUCACCAGUAAGUUCCCACUGAAAGUCUGUUUUGCUGUCCAGUGUAUCACAAUCUUAAGGAAAUGUACUUUAGAUAGAUAGAAGUUCACUUAGCAAACAGCAGUUCUCUGCCAUUUUCUCAGUAAUUACACAAGUCAUUCCAUGGAACAGGAUUCUCCUCCUGAUUCAUAAAUUAUUUCUCUUUAUGGAUAUGGGUGCUAUGUAACUUGUACUGGCUUCUCUUAAUAUCGGACAAAUGCACAGGCUGGCUUUACAUUAUUCAAUUUCCCCUGUGUGACUGUGCAUUUGUUCAUGUGCUGUAUCCUUAACCGCCUCGACUAUGCAUGGGGGUGGGGGGGUCAUGUAGGAUUAAAUGCUGUGUAGGAGCAUGAAGUUGGUACACUGGGAAUGCAGAAUUGUCAGUUUUAUGGUUUUCUAUGAGUGUAAAUGGAAAUAGCUUUGUUUAUUUAAUGUUUUUCAAAGGUUAAUAUUUCAAAUUAAGAGUCUGAAAUUUAAACUGUUUAAUUACAAUUCGGUACAUUUUAAAAACAAUGGCUCAGUUGACUUUGGGAACAUAAAUGUUUUCUAUAAAGGUUUUUAUCAAACAAAGUAAUCUUCCUCAGUUAAGCAAAGCAUUUUAGCACCUUUGAGCUCAUUGUUUUGGUUUUCUUGUAUGACUUAAAGCUCCUGUAAGGAAUUUUUGAAUUAGGAAUGAAACAGGCUUAAAUUAACACUGAUGACAUAUGAAAACAUCCAGGACAGAGUCAAGAGAUAAAGGUACCUCUCUUUCGGAAGGGGGCAUGAAAACUGGCACAAAACAAAGAUUUCUCACAGGAGCUUUAACUGUUCAAGUCCACUUUACAUUUUCCCAGUGUUGUUUUGGUCCAAAUCAGGCAGCUUCUGUCUAAAAUUAGCUUAAGUACUCUACUUAUCCAGCACCAAACACCAGAUGACCAAUGAAAAGCCAACUGGUGCGCAUCGUGCAGCGCUUUGCUUCUUUUAAACAGUGAGGAGUGAAGACUGAAUCACAAUUUUUAAAAAAGAGCAUAAGCAUUUUUUUUGCCCUGUUUUUUUCGCAUUUGUAGGAAAUCCAAGUUUAUUAAGUGCAUCUAAAUAAAAAAUUGGUUCCCUGUCAGGAGUUUUUAACUGGUAAUGACACAGUCCAAAUGAUUGUCAUUUGGUCCUGUAAUCUUUGAAGUCUGUAACAGUAGCAAUAAUAAUAAUAAUAAUAAUAACUUUGUUUUUACAGCACUUUUAAAAACAGAAGUUUACAAAGUGCUUUGAUAAACAGUCGUAAAGCAAACAAAUAAAAAACAAAAGCUCAGUUAAAAACAAGGCCUCCCAAUUGAAGGCCAAUUGUGAUAGCAUGGAUGCUAUGAAUCCUAUGCUUUUUUCUAAACAUUUUCUACAGCAAAUGUGCACAGUGGGUGAUAAAUGUGAGGGGAAAAGAAUGAGGUUUUUGUAAUAAACACAUAAAACACGAUAAAUGUAUCAGUCUAUUUAUUCAGAGCAUGGAUGGACACCUCUUAUUUCAGCUAUUGUAGUCAUUCAGUUUUAGGAGGAGGUUUCUCAACUGUUGCCCCUCCAUUGCCCUGCAGUUUCCAUGGAGAGAGGUGAUCUAGCACGCCACAUUAGCUUAUCAUGCAUGCCAGCUGAGGCAACAGUGUAUGCUCCACAAACACACACACACAGACUCGUGCUGCGUAGUAUCUCUGUUUGACAGAAAUACUAAAUCCAUGCUUUAUUUUUGGUACAAUACCUUAUCUGACUUUCCUCAUACACACAUGUGCGGCUGAGUCGGUGCCGGCAAAAGUCUGCACCAGCGCAGCUGACAUUUAAAAAGGUGAGAGGUCAAUGGUGAGUGGACAGAGACUCAACUACUCUUCUGCAGACCUUCAUUCAUUAUUCAGUCACACCUGUCAGCUUGAGAACAUCACUCAAGUAGCUGUAGAGUCAUGUAGGGAUGAGUGGUCACCUGCAGACUAAAACAGAAGUUUCCAGAGAGUCAAAUAUUAGAAACCAAAGACUUAGCGUGCCAGAGCUAUAGCAGGAGCUACAGUUUCUAACAAUAUCGAGGUUUUCAUCGCUCAUUCUGCAGGCUGGGACUGAAAAGGUCAGACACUAUAGCCACCCAUACAGAGACAACAGACAUGACUGAAUAAUGUAAUGAAAUUCUAUAGAUAAUAUAAUAAAAUGUCCUGACAUUAGAUGAAUGUUCUGUGUGGCCUGUGAUCCACCUCUGAGUUUACAUUCUAAAGUUGUCCUUUAUUGACUCCUCAGAUCAAGUAGGACAUGUGCCUCUCCCCGCUGGUCAUCAACUGGUGACAGCUGAACAAAAAGAUGGCUCAUGCAUUUUUUAACCAGCUACUUUCGUCAUUGCGUACACCUCAUCCUGGGUCACUUGGCUGUUAAGCACACAGUGGGAUGACACUGAGGUCGAGGAGGUCUAGGGCUUUGUGUUUUUGUUUCGCUGCAGGACUGGAGCACAACUGAUUUUGCAUGUUUCCCCUCUUAAAAAUUGCUCCUUCACCACAAUAUCACUCAAGGUGGAAAAAGAACAAAGUUUAUUCUUAAUCAAAGUGAAGGGUGCAGAGAGAAAUUUUAAAUAGCUUUAAGUUGAGCUAUAGAAUAUAGAAUAAAAUAAUAUGGAUCCUCUGGAUGUUUCAAAGCAACUACUGGCUGUUUAAAUAGACUUUAAGUCCAAUUUUGGUCUAAAGGUCAGAAAAUACUCAGAAAACUGUCAACAUUGGGUACAAUUAAUUUAGCAUGGCUAAACCAUGGACUGUAUAUAAAAUGGAUGCCGUCUGCCUCCUCGCUGGGUGAAGCCACUCCGAGAACAGCACCCUCUGUUGAUGGGCUGCAGUAUAGGUCAUAAAUCCCGCCUCCGCCAGCAAAGCUUAUGGGACUGUGGAUUGACACUUGAUUCAGCCUAUGGGCGUUCAGGGAUUGCGUGUCUCUCCCAGGGGAUACGCUGUUUGAGCUGAGCGUCAUCACAGUGACUCUUGGCGACUGCGCGGCCGAAUGCGCGCAUCGCUACCGCGCAGCGCUGGUUUCAGGAAAUGAAGAAAAAUCCCGGAAAUACUGAGAGAUAUUUGGCUUCAAAUCGGUAUACAGGCGGAAGGCGGAACCAAGUUGUCCAUAGUAUAUACAGUCUAUGGGCAAAACACCGCACCAUAGAGUCUGCAGAUUAGUUUAGUUUAGUUUAUUUAUUUCAUACGUUUAUCGAGCAUGAAAACAAAAAUUAAACAAAAAAAAGACAAUACUGUAACUCUUGAAUAAAAGGGGGCAGAAAGAAGCAAACUUAAAUUGUCUACCCCUUGUUACAAGAAAAUUUAUUCACAAGUUAAAUGAUUUCGAUUAAAUGUGCUAAAUUAAUUUGUAAAUAGUGGCUUACCUAAGCAGGGCUAGUACCCCAAACUUUUGUCCCCCGUGACACAUCAAAAUAGUGAUAAACUGCACAGUCCUUUAUGUGUGUGUGUUUGUUUGUAUUUUGGUUGAAAAGCAUUAGUCGCAGUGGCUGUUAACCAAAACUAUUGCCUUUUUAUUUUAGGUCAGCAUUUGUGGCCUAAAAUAAUAAGAAUUAAAGAUUUGUUUAACAGACUAAUAAUCCUUCUGACUAGCAAGGGUGACAUGUUGAAUCAUUAUUCGGUUUAACAUCCCAAGUAACAGGUUGAGAGCAUGGGCUUGACUUUGGGACAAGCCGUUACGUCAUUUCCACUAAAUACUGCUCACUUGCUGGCAAUUUUUCGUAUUAAAAUCUUUUUUGAACAACUAAACAUGGCUAAUUCUUAGUAAAAGAAAUUACAACACUGUGAACUAUUCCACCGUCAAGCCCCGACAAUGAGUAGAGGGUAUCUUUGAGCUGUCUUUAAUCAAAUGCAUAACCUAUUCAAUAUGGGAUUAGUCUCAUGAUACACAGGGACAGAUAUGGUUCAGUGUACAUAUUCUCAUGAUGUUGUAAGCCCGGCAUUAUCCGAUAUACUGAUAAUGAUGUCAUCGCAAAUGUCAGCGUCUAAUACUGCCCACCAUAUGUCAUCUGAUAACUGAGUAUGAAAAGUGACGCAGUGAUUUGAUAAUAUAAGAAAAGGUUACCACCAACAAGAUUGACAUACUAGCAGGAAGUGUAACGUAAGUCAAAGUUAUUAAAAUUUCAGCAGUCAUUAUUAUUAUUUUUAUUAAUAUUAUUAUUACCAGAAAUGUAGGAGAUACUGAGUACCAUCUGGUUCACAAACCUCAGCAGUAAAAAUGGACCACCUCUAAUUCAAAUUAUACUCUAUCUUGAUGCUUUUCGGUAACUGUUUGGGCCCUUUGUGCAGAUUUGUCCAAAAGUAAAAAUAAAACAGGAUUUCUUUGGUCCAUUGGUAUCUGAAUGCUUUUACAAGAACACAAAAUAACCCAAAGUUUCCUCCAAUUUCAAGCCAAGCAAUACAGGAAAAAAGUGGAAUUUUAGACCACAGUGAAUAAAAAUGAUCUGGGUAACUGCCAGACUGAGGAACAGUAAUUACCUGAACCUGAUACAGAACCCAACACCUGAAAACUCCAUGGGCGAACAGUCAACAACAGGGUUCAAUUAACACAAGAUCGCUUGCAGUCUCUAACCAUGUGGCAUCGUGUCUACGAUGCUAGACAGGCUGGAUUAAACAAAGCGUCAGGUUACCGUUGUGGCGAGCGGAUCUCCUUGCAUCGUUUUAAUAGAUGCUGGUGACAUGUUCAGGUUCAACAGUGUAGUAAACAAAGAUGACGUUUUAAUUAAUCUGCCUGUUAGGGAUACAGUCUCUACAUGGCCUAAUGAGACAUGAGUGGGGUAAAGCAGACACUGUACACGUGAAGUGAGUGAAGAAAAUCAUCAACAGGGGUAGAGGCAGAUGGGUGAGAGAGAUACCCAUUGUUCUGCAGGCAGGUCUCUCUCAGUAGUUCCAGCUCUUCAGCAAAUAGAGAAGAGACAAAAUGUAAACACAGAGCCUAUAGAUAAAUCCUGUCAUCAAGUUUGUGUGCUACAGCUUGCAUGCAAAGAAAAGCAUUACAUAAGAAAGCUGCAGAUCCAGUUGUGUGACUGGUGCACAUUUCAAAAAGCUUUACUGGUUGAGUCCAUAUAAACCCAAAGAGGAGGUUGUAAUGCUUUACUGUCUGAGCUGAUUCCUGCUGUGGUUUGAAGUGAUUAGGCAGCUUUUUUGUCGAGGGGGAGAUUUCUGGUGUCCCUAACUCUCAUGAUUACAAAUUAAGUCCACACAGGGAUGAUAAUAUCUUCAUUUUUGAUGCAAUCUUCUCACCUUCCAGCUCACCUGUUGGGACCCCAAAAAGAGCAGCACUUGCAUGAGAGUCCAGCGUGUGUUACUAGUCUGGAACUAAAGUAGUGUUCGAGUCGAGUGAGAGAGAAACUGUCACAGGGAGUUCAGUUCGAUUUCUCAAUCAAUGUGUCCGCCUACUCUCUUUCAUUCCUAUUGAACAGAAUAACUCAUUCAAGCCAAGACGAUCAAUAAUGACAGAGAGCAUGAAAAACCCAAAGACAGAGUACGUUUCUUUUUACUACUUGAAGAUUUUGUGUGCAAAAAACUACAACUCAAGCAUGGAUUUUCAUCACACACUAAAGAGGGACAUUGCAGUUGAUUUAACAUCUAUCCUCAGUGUGCUCACAUUGUUUUUAUGCACAAAGUAAUUAAGAUGGACAAUGCAUGUAGUCAUGUGGUUAUUAAUUAAACAGAGGGCGGUAUUUAUUCUAAUGACAAACAGCCUGGUAUGAGUGAUGAAGCCACCUCGGUGUGACAUCUAGUGCAGCCCCGCCAGAUUUUGUACCUUCGCACAGUAAUGGCACUCCUCUCCCGAGGGGCUUCUAUAAAUAAAUACUCUCUGAUACAUAUACACAGACAAUCACACGUGUGUGCACUUGCACUAACACGAACACGCUUCGAGCUUUCUGUGACACUUAUUUAAACACUUUUUUUCGAUGCUGUUAUUUCUCCACGUAUUCAAACACCCCCACAUACACAUAUGUCCUUAAAUAGAAACACUGAUGUUGUGAUUUAGGAAACUGUGACAGACUAAAUCUUAUUCAUUUUUAUUCUUCUCACGACACCAAAAUGUUUGGCAGUGAUCUAAUUUCUUGACAGCAGAUGGUCCGUUUCAUCAGUAUGUUUCUUUUCCAAAUCAUCAAAGAGUACAGCGAAGGUGUUCUCUCACGCAGAAAGAGAUGGAGGAAGUGUGAUGGAGUAAGUGAGACAGAGUGUGAUUGGUUUGAUAGCACAGUGUCAGCGAUGGCAGGGACUGGUCAGAACAUUGUGUUACACAAUGAACUCAGUGCCCUUAGGUAAGUCGGACGAAGUCCUUUAGAAUUUAUUAUUUUCUAAAAUUAAUGUAUAUAUAAAUUUGUAUUACAAAGGUAAUUUUUGAACACUUGUUCAAGGCAUGGUUGACGAUCUGAGAAGCAGUUGAAAAAACUGAGGCGUUGAGGCAUAUUUGAAAAAAGCGUCCCACCCCCCACACACAAACCUUUCCCCUCUGUGCUCCACGAUAAAUAGUCCACAGCAGCAAAACAUCUGCAGCAGCGAUCCAGAGGAGCCUGCGGAAUGAGAGAGCUCAGGGACUUCUAAAAAAGCCUGUGUAUUAGGGACUCUAAUGGGCAUGGUGAUUUCGUGUUUAAGUCACAGACAGAUAGAGGAUAGAAAAGCAGAGGAGGGUCAAGGGAAAAAAAAAAACUUGUCAUUCAGUGUGUUUGGAAGACAUCUUUUGCACUAGUCUGUUUUGCAAAAAAACAGCAUUGUUUCUUUAAAAUAUGAAACUAUGUCUUUCAAUAAGGAUUGGCAAAUAUUGUCCUGUUUGCACUUUAUCCCUAUAUACCGGCACUUGUUUGUACUUGUUACCUAAUGACUGUUGUAAUUGGUACCUAAUGGGUGUUUCAUUUGCACUUGAUGGCACAGAACAAAUAGACCCCUGAAGGAUCUCAGAAACCCAAAAAACAAUUUUCCACAGUAAACCCACACAAGUACCAUUGUGGAGACUGUGAGAGGAGGUUAUACACCAACAGAGGCAGUGGAGCUGUGCUCUCAAUGACUACAGUUUCAAGUAACAUCAAAAACAGGCCCACUCAAAAGUACUUUUAAAAAAUCCUUCACUCAGUAAUUAGCUGAAAACGUCAUGCUUAAGACAGAAAGAUCCAGACAGAUUCUAAUAAUUGUCGACAUGACUGACUGGGCUACAUGAGUGUUUGCUUGAACUGUAUUUACAGUAGUGCGUGCUGUAUGUGGGUGUGUGUGUAUUUAUCGUGCCUCUCAAAGUGAUGCAUGCGAAAGAGAGAGAGAGAGAGAGCAAGUGAGAGUAAGAGAGAGACAGAAAGAAAGAGACAAGUGUGAAAAAGAAAAGCUUUUUCUGGGUCAAAACAGCAAAGAUUUUCAGAUUUAGAUUCUAUUUAAGGCUGAAUCAAAGGACAUCAGUCUGAGUUUUUGUUGUGGAGUUUUUGAAGAGUAUGUCUGAGUUGGGCACACAAUCAGCUGUGUUGUGUAUUAUAUCAGGUUAGAAUAUUGGUCAUUAUAUGCAGACAGAGAAAUGUAAAUGGUGAGUAAGUUUGAGGAUUUUACACACACACAUAUAUAUAUACAUACAGCAUAUAUAUAAAUAUGUAUUUAUAUAUAAAGUUAUGAGUAAACUUUUAUUAAAGAGGAGGAUCAGAGGCUACAUCUUUAAGGUAUCGGUACAUUGGUAUUGAUGGUAAUUAUUGAGUAUAUUGGAGUGGGCGAGUAGAAUGUACACGGCUACACGAGACCCAGGAGGUCACUUCAGUGGUACAUGACUCUGUUUGCAUCUAUGACACUGAGGAGGAAAUCCCUCAGGGGCAGUUGAAAGCAGUACACCUCCUCAGGUAGCUCACCUGAGACCCUGUGACCACUCACCACAUCAAAUAACUAACAUAUACAGGUGUUUCUAAUUAAAAGGCUUCCCUAAAAGGUCCCACACAUUUCAUUAAAUACUGCACUGCGCUACAAUGAAACCAGUGAGGCUGCUAGUCUGGCAGAGCAGAGUGGGUGGAUUGUGUGAGUUUCAAUCACAAUCCCACUAAUCUCCAGGCAGCGGUCCCAGGAGGUACUAUUCUCCCCAGUCUGCUGCUAGAGCUUCAGCCUACUCGAUGCUCCAAUUUCUCUUGCUCUUUUCUCCGCCUACCUCACAGCAGCUGCGAACACAUCACCUAACCUCUGUCUGGUGUGAGACAGAGGCCACAGGGAUAGAAAGUUAUGAUGGUUUCAUCUGGGCCAAGCAUGGGAGGUGAGGAUCUGGGUCAUAGAUGAAAGGUUAGGAUGAAAAAAACGGGUCAUAUGGACUAAAUAAGAUUCCUUAAAUGGCUUUAAAAGUACACAAGAAAAACUCUGCAGUCCUCGUCUCAAAUGUUGUCUCUGUCAUUUAGUUGCAAAACCCACUGAAUGACAUUUUUCCACUUUAGGUUAUUUUAUAUGGUAAUGAACGCUACUGGAAAAAUAGCAGUCACCUGAUACUUACCUGAAGCAGCUAGUUUAAGCUCGUAAGUACUGGAAAUAUAUUGUCUAUCCUCUGCAUGGUCAGUAUGACGUCGAUCACUCAAACCACCUCAGGCAGCUUCUUCUCCCAUGAGAGCCAAAGCGGAGAGUCAAUGGGUCCUGUGUAAACUGAGCAGCGUGAUGUAAAUUGAAAGGGUUAGUGAUCUGAGGGAAACACGACUCCCCUGUCGUUACAUUAACAGAUACAGGUACAUCUCUCCAAUCUCUCCGGGGACAAAAACACAGACUCAACAGGGACAUUUUGGCAAGUCACAAAGUGUAAGAGUACCAAGUAAGAAAGUUUGUGAGGCAACAGUCUUCUAUUAUAUCGACAGUGAUAAGUAGUUGAUUUGUUAUUGACUCUUUGUUUCAGCAAAGUGUUACGCUUUACUUCCCAAAUAGUACGUUUGUAAAUAACAAUAAACACAUUUGCAUCUUUAAUGCUCGAAAUUGUAAUCCAGCUAAUUAAGUAUUGGGUUGACUCAAUCAUUUUUAUCCAAGGUGUGUUAAAAUGUUGCUGGUUUUGAUGAAAAGAGGUCUUUUGUUAUAUAUAAUAUCCAGACUCUAAUAUACAGAGAACCUGCGUAUUGACUGAUAACAUCCUCUGCUGAUUGAUAAUGAAGACAGCAGGUCCAAGUCAUUUGCUUUAUUUUAUCAGGCUUUUACGUAAUACCUUGAGCUAUGGUCAGCACAGUGUAACAGGCAGAACUUUAUGCGAUAAGAUAAGAAGGCUGCUCAUUAGAGUCCCCUCAUCAGCCCUCUGUUCAGAUCAAAAUCAGUAUUAGUCUAAAAUCCCACGGGCUUUCCCAUGGAAACCUUGGCUCUGUGGAUGAUACCAACCACAGUGUUGCCAAAUCUCCAAGGAUUUGCUUUCUAAUCUUAGUGUGAUCUCCCACUCAGAGUGUAGCGCCAAAAAAGUGACAACAGACUGCAAUCCUUGUUGUGAAACCUGUAAACAAACAACAGGGGGAAAUCUGUUAACUUGUUGCUGAGGGGAACCUUUGGUUUGCAUAGUAUUUAACAGUAUAAUCCUAACAUACAUCUUAUAUUUUUAAAGGUUUUAAAAAGAUUACUAUAAUAGGAAACAUGUGAUUACAAUGACAGAGUGGAUGAGAAUAUUAUCAAGAUGAAUGACUGCAUAAUUCAAAUAGAAGAGUCUGUCCUCAGUACGAGAGAUUGAUUUAUCUGAACCACAUUACAAAUGAGAAUAGUUUGUUUUUGGACCCUAACAGAUGGUGCAGAUAAUUUGCUAUAGGUAAGAUGACAAAGGUGACGCCUGUACAUACGUGCAUGGAGCUACUCAGGCGGAUGUGUCCAUUAAGAAAAUUUUUAUUUUACACCUAAGAAUCUUUUAGAUGCGAUCCUAGGGCUAGAUCCUUAUGAGAAGAAACGUGAUUUACAAUAUGAUAAGAGACUUGAAACCAGUAUCAUGGGAUAAAACUAAAAUGGCAUGGGAAAAAGAUUUGGGGGUUGAGCUUUAUGAAGAUAUGUGGCAACAUAGUCUAAAACGUAUUCAUACCUCAUCAUUGUGUAUACGACAUGGUUUAAUCCAAUUUAAAGUGCUCCAUCGCCUGAACUAUUCAAGAGAUAAAUUGUAAAAAAAAAUUUCCACUGCAGAUCCUGGUUGUCCGAGAUGCAGCUAUGUACCUGCCACAAUAGGACAUAUGUUUUGGUCAUGCACAUCCCUCAAUGACUAUUGGAGACAGAUAUUCAAUGUAUUUUCAAAAUUUGUGGUCAGGCUAUUACACCUGACUAUCACUCAGCCAUUCUCGGUGUAAUACCUCCAGGCUGCAAAGUUUCAAGUUUGCAGGCAAAUGCUCUGGCAUUUGCUUCCCUGCUUGCACGCAGACUCAUGCUCUUUAAUUGGAAAGCAAACUCAGCCCCUUCAUUUCUACAGUGGUUGAGGGAUGUUCUUUCAUUUCUACCUUUAGAGAAACUGAGAUACAAAAUAUGUAAAGCCUGUAGAAACUUCACCCUUACCUGGAGUCCCUUUGUAGAAUUUGUUGAAGGUUUUCCAUUUCAGUGAUACAUCUUGAGUUGUAUUGAACAAUUACAAUCAUUUUAAAACAUGCUCAAAACAUCAAUUUCCUGACUAUUUUUGUUUUCAUAUUUUUCCGUUUAAUUUCUUUUUUGUUCAAGAGCCUUGGGGGAGGGGGUUUGCGUUUUAAAGCUGUAUUUCUGUUAAUAGAAAACUGCAAAAUAAAGCCUUUAUAAAAGAAAUUUUUUAUUUAAUUUUUUUUUUUGCCAGGACCCUAAAUGUGCACUUUAUUGAUCCCUGUCCUCUCCUGUAAAAAUACUAAAGGAUGAAAUUAUUCUUACAGAAAUUCUUCUGACAAGCUGUUUUGUUUUGCUGUAACCACACUGAGCCUCCUCUCUCUCAUGCAUUAACAGUCAGAGUGGCUGCAUGAUGGGCAGGUCACCAGCUGCAAUACAGCAGAGGAGGCAGAUUAGUAGUGGGGAGGAUAACAGCAGCCAAGUAAAACAGUGCUCUGAUUAAUUUCUUUUGUCCAGAAAGAGAAAUGUGAUGGUCUAUCAUGCAGGCAGUCAAGUGCUGCUUACUCAAUAAGAGAUCAGGUUACAUAAACUGAAGAUCUUUAAUGGGUAAUAAAGGAUGUGAAAAAAGAAUUUUGAAAAAUAGUCUUGAGGAGAGCCCGGAGACGGGCGGAAGAAGCAGAAGCAGAAUGGUGAAGUGUUUUAAUCUGAGGUCAGCAUCACCAUGUAUGGCAGAGAUUGGCUGGGGAAGCAUGCUUGACUGUCAGCCAGUUUACAGCAGCCUGGAUGGAUAUAGGCAGUGUGUGGAGCAUCACGCACUGGUCUGGCAUAUGUUUAGCCUUGCAGCCAGUUCUCUACUUGAGCUUCAGGUCUGGGAAAACUAGAGUGAUAGCCAAUAAUUAUGGAACAAAGGCCACUUUUCAAUCAUGUUUGGUCUGGCACAACUGAUUUGCACCUGCUCAGCUGAGCAGAGACUUGUGUCUUUCUGCGUCGAUGUCUCAGCUCCCUCUAUAAUUUAGGGUUUUGUUCCAUUUGCAAAUCAUCGUCAUGCCUUUGCUACUUAACACAGCUGGGACGCAGGACACAGCAGACGGGAAAUCAGGAGUCUGCCGCAGUUGAUCUUGUGCCAGCAGCUAACGAUCUGUGGAUAUAAUUCUCAGCAGUGUUAUGAUGACAGUAUUAAGGCUGGACACAGGGAGCCAAUAACACUUUUACAACUACAAAACCAUGUAAAAACAAAUGACCUACAUUAGAUGGAUAAUUAAAUCAUUUGUAUAAUUUUGGCCAUCGAUCUCCUCUCCAAAACAGAGCCAUGUUUUUGGAUUAAAACCAUGUGGCAUCUCUGAAACACAUUCUGCAAAUAGUCAGUUCUUUUAGGAAUGUACACACAGACUGAGGGGAAAGCAUGUAAAUAUUGGAUCGGAAAUGGCAUCUGUUUUUUUUUUUGUUUUUCAAAGAGGUUUUGUCUUAGUUUUCUGUCCUGUAAUGAUGGAGCUGAGCUUGAUGUGAGGGUUUUUAUCCCUUACUUCUUACAUAACAUGGGCACUGCAGAACCCUUUGACACUGUAAACAAUUAUCUAAGACUGGACCGAUGUACUCCAGUUCUUGACCCCUGCUAAAACCAUGCUGGGAAUCCUACUAUCACUCUUCGAUUAAUUCAUUAUUAUAAUUUCUGUUAGAAAUAGUUGUAAAAAUGUCUGGGCCAAAUUUAACAAAGAUCAGUGUGAUACUUUUGACUGCUCCUUUUACUGUUUCCCCCUUUAGUUGAACUGAAACCGUAAAAAAAGGAAGCAGUGGGAUAGUGCAAAGAAAGGUCCAAAACUUCACCCUGAUAUUGUUUGUAAUCUUUCCUCAACCAAUCGUAAAAAAUGAAACUUAACAAAACACAAUCAUGACUCUUAGCAUUGUAGCAUAGCAUCAGAAAUCAAAUAGUUCUUUAAAAAUUAUUAUUCUAUAUUGUUUACCGAGUGAGAGCUCAAAAACAAAAGCGGCAUAAACUUUGGUUAUCUGGCAUUAACUGGGUUGGCAGCCAUGCACUAUUUUGUAAGAACCACUAAGCUGAGCGGUCAACACAGAUCGACAUUAAGGGCAUCUUUUUUUACUGUGUUACAUCGGCCUCUAUUUUCCGUGCCCUGUUUUUGUGAAUGUCUUGCUGCAUCUGUUAUGCAAAUGCUAACAAGCCUCAUGUCACCAUGGAAACUAUCAGCUGAGCUGUAUGCUGAGGUACUGCAGUCAUGAUCUGCGUACACUCUGUGCUGCUGUCUGCCUGUGCGUGAGUGUGCGUGCAAGUGCUAAUGUAUAUGUGUGAGAAAGAGGGGAGAAGGAGGAGAAUGUGUGAAAGAGGAAAAGAGAGAAAGCUGUUUUUUUCCCCCCUCCCCUAUCUCCCUCUGCUUGCAGCAUUGAUGGGGUCGGCCUUGUCAUGAUCAUCAGUGUGCAAAUCCUGCUCCGGUCAUUCACACAGGCCACAUGCUGCUGCCUGUCAUUGUUUACACUGGCCAUAUGCUGUGACAGACAGCUGGGCACACUUUUCUCCCUCAUAACAACCUCUGUCCACUCGUGUUACAGCUUUACUGAGAACUCAGCUUUUCUGACUUAUACUGUGAACCUCCCGUUCUCACAUUUAGAUCUGAGUGUACGAUGUGGUCUGGUUCUUUUUUGACUCUGUAUUGGUAGGUUCAAUCUCAUAGAAAACUGUAAUGAAUGUUUUAUUUCUGCAGGCCUCUAAGCUCAGAAUGAAUGCUCAUCUUUUAAAGGUUAGAUCUCCCUUUGUUGUUGUUGUUGUUGUAAAUGUCAGACCCCCUGUUCCUGUAUCUCCUUCUGGGAAGAAAAAGAGUUUUCUUCUCUACUUUAGACUUUCAGUCUUCUGGUAAUCUCAGUUAGGAGUGAUGUUAUCUCGAAUAUCAGCAUGGAUGUGAUUUGGUCAUAGACAUAAAGCUACAACCAGGCUGAUAUUCAAUGUAACAGCAUGAUGUCAGUGUAAAACUCGGAAAUCCUGACUUCCGAGGCAACUGGAGCACCGCAUUUGAGUGGUACAUAAAGUUCUUUACCACUUGAUAUCACACUCAUAGAAUGUCUCUCGUCCAAUCAGAUGAAGUACUUAAGAGCAAAAGGUUGAUCUAUUGCUGCGUUCGAGUUACCUCAGAAGUCUGAAGUCCAAGCUGAAAAUGAAGUCAAACCCGAGUUACCAGCGUUUCAGCUACCAAGUCGGAAAAAAGCAAAAUCGGAGAUGGCAACAAGAUGGCUACAUCUACAAAAGUUAUUUUAGUGCUUGCCUUGUUCGAAUGUAAGGCAAGUGCUAAAAUAGCUUUCGUAGAUGUAGCCAUCUUGUUUCAGGCCUCCAAUUUUGCUUUUAUCCGACUUGUUAUCUGAAAUGCUUGGAACUUGGGUGUGACGUCAUUUUUGUGAUUUCCGAGGUUAGUCGAACUCACCAUAAGAUUACACAACCUCAUUCAAACAUUUCUUUGAGUUGCUAAAUGUAGGUUGCAUCUUAAAGUUUCUCCCUGCCUGUUGCCUCAAGGCCCUUCAGUGCCUGCACAUCUUACCUGCAUACAUUAUACACCAUGUACUGCCUUUUUUUUUUAACAUGGCUUUUCUCUUGGUCUCUUGUUACAUUAUGUAUCUCUGACCUCGCUUUAUCAGAGGAGGAGCAGGUGCCUCAGAGUGCUGUGGUCUCCGGAGUGAGGCAGUCGGACAGAAAUGAGAAGAGCUGGGAGACAUUUAGUGGUCUGUCAUUGAUGAAAGGGACGUGCUGUGCAGACACACACACACACACCAGAGCUGUGGUCGUCAGUGGUCAGCACUCUUUCUUCCACCCCUACUGAAAAAUUCAAGAGGAGACUGGAGCACAGCAGGUGUUUGACUUGAAAUGAAAAAUGGAUGGUUUUGUGUUACACUUAACAUCCCUGUUACUGUAUGUGUGUAAGAGGAGCAUCCUCUUAGAUUAGAUUUUUGUGUCAAGUCUGAGUUUUCAACACUGACAGUUCCCUCCAACAAAAAUACCUCACCAGCAGCAACAGAUAUUCAAGAAGAGGGUGGGCCCCGCUGUUACACCCAGUAUGGAUAUUUUGUGCUGUGUCAGCUGGAUGCUAAAUUUUUCAUGGGAGAUGCUGAGGCACACAUGCUCUGAAAACAAAAUCCAGGGCGUGUUUUGUCUCUAUGCAUUCUGUUUCCUAUCAUAGCUUUCUAUAUGAAACUGACCGAGUUUAAUAGAUCACGGCACAACUAACCUUGUGCUGUAUCAUCCAUCACUUAAACAAGAACCUCCUCCAGAUCAGACAGAGAGGGAUACAGCCGACAUAGGCAAUAAAACAAAACUUGAAGUAAAAUGGAACCAAAGCUAGCGGUAGAUCGGGAGGCUUUGUCGGGCAGCGAGUGGUGCAGCACUGAUAAUAACUGCUGUCUGCUGAAUUUGUUGCCGUGGUUACACUAACUGGUGGCUCUGGCACAUUGGGACCAGUUAAGAUGAGUUAAGUUUUGAUGCAUUAGGAAAUUCACAGGUGCUGAUAGACAGGUGAGAUUCGCCUCUUUGUGAUGGUUUUGACAGAUAAGCUCAAGAGAUCCAGAGAAAAAUUGCUGCUGAAGUGUAGGUGGAGAAAUCUUCUAUAGUUCAGCGCUCACAUGAGAAUUGAUCAGAAGACAUGUGGCAUAGCUGUCAGACGUCAUGUUGAAGGAAUAAUUUGACAUUUCACAAACAGAGUUUACAGAGAAGAUGUGGAUUGGGUUUGUGUUUUUAUGUUUCAAAAAUAUGCAGCUAAAGCCGUUGCACUAGCUUGGCCUUUUCCAAACUAAAAUAUGUUUUUCGUGUUACAAUGGACAGAGCAGAGCUUCUCUUGUUCUCCAUCUGGGUGCUGAACGGUGUUUAAUGCCCAUUAGCUGUAGCUAAGUAGACCUAGUCCACACAUGGGCACAUAAAACAUGUGCAUGACAACGGACAAUUCAGAAACAGUUAAAAACAUAUAAGCACAUCAGGCCAGUAGGUGGCGAUAAUGUGUGAACAGUUUUUGACCUUGAACACACAGAGGAGCAUGAUGCACGUGCAUAUUAAGUGCGUGCAAUUGCAAAAUCUUGUUCUUAAAGCUGUGAUUGGAUUGGUAGCUUGCAAACUGUGAGCUUGAUGUAUUUAUUUGCCCCUGCACUGCAAUACAAUAAUAAAGAACAGCGAGUUCACCCCGUAAAUGUAAAAAAUAAACUUUGUAAACGUAAGCAAACAUAAGCUGGUAACCUGCCAACUUGGUGCUUCCGCAAGAAAUGUAAACAUUUGCCCGUGAGCAAGAUGAAACCCCAUUAGCAUCUUAUGCGGAGCAAAGCUAAACUGGAUCCCUCAAUCAUUUUGUUUCGCAUUUGUGUGUCCUACAGUUUCAACUUUUCCUUAUCUUGAGAGCAGCUAAAAUGACGCAUUUCAGAUGGAGGCUGAAAUAAUGAUAUUUUAAUACGCCACUUCGAGAAAUUUGAGAUUUUUUUUAUCCGAAAACCGCAUUAAGCUAUAAAAAGGUAUCAGAAAGGAAAUAUCGUCUAAAAAAAUGUAUAAUACUCCAUUUCCUUCUUAUGUGAUCAGAAAUGUACCUUAGACUGCCUGUCUUAUAUGUCAUCUGAUGUCCUGUGCUGAAACUGGAGUCUACAGCUGAUAUGGCGUCAUACAAGAGAUGCCAUCAGGCCUCUCCUUUUUCAGGUGCUGUUCACAUUGAACGGCCUAGGUAACUCUCUCCACUCACUGACGACACCCUGAUGUGUCACAGGAGCCCGGUGACAUCUACUCUUUAUGGUCAGCAUCGAGUAAGGCCACCGGACCACACAGGCCUGUCACCGGAGACGAGGAAAUUAGUUGAUGUUACUUAGAUGUCAGCGGACACCAGAUCAGUACAGGGAUCUUAUCAGGCUUCUGUUUCUGCUCAGAUCAGGCUGUGGAUUUAUAUCCAAUCAUGCGAUAAGAAUUGUGACUUGUAAUUCUUGAGGAGCUUUACCUCUCUUCAGGGUCUAGUCUGGUUAGAUUUAGAUAUCCUCAACAGUGACAACUCUUUCAUUUUUCCUCAGACAUUGACAGAGGUCAUGAACUUCAUUGUCUGAUGUAAUCUUCUGACCCUCUGUUUGCAUCCUGCUGGUAAUCUUCAUUAAAGCUGUAGUGUCUUAUAGUUACGUAUUCUCUUUAAGCUGCCUGUCUGUCUCCUGAUCAUGAUUACUUCCUCUAAUUGCAAUUAAACCUGAGAUGGCUACACUGAUUGAUGAGAUGACUACACGGCUAAAACCUUCCUCUUCUCGCACUUAUCCUGUGAUGUCAUGAACACAACAUCACCCUGUGACAAAGAGAGAGAAAAACGACAAUAAUUCUGUUUUGCACAAUGCUGCCAAAUGGUCAAUUUUCACAGAGAUGGUGGUGAUUCAGUGUGAUAUUUUCUGUUCUUUUCAUGUUAUUAGCCUGCCAACAGUGCCACCAGUUUUAGAGUGAGCGAAGACCAUAGCAACAAGAAGCAGCUGGAGCUCCAGCCUGCAAAAAACAGUUUGGAGAACAAAGACAGAUUUUGAGUUCUUGUCAUUUUCAGCUUAGUGUGAUGUGUCUUCACUGUGUGGAGAUGUGAUGUGAUCAUGCUGUGAGCCAUGAGUCUUCCCGAGCUAUAUAUCAGGCCCACACAGAAACACCCACUGUUUAUCAGGAUGGUACAUCUCAGGAACACGGUUUCCAUCCUAACACUAUUUCUGCUCAGCCAUGUUGGCUGUAUGUGCUCUUUUUUUUUUUGCCCCUGAGUGAGGAAUGACCACCCCAGCCCACAGAUAAGUGUUUGAUAGCAGGUGGACACUCAGACAGUCAGGCACAAGCUGUGAGGAAAACCUGCUGUCUCUCAGACUCAGCAGAGAGGUCAGAAGAAGACAGUUCAUCACAAGUUCAGCUGAAUUCACCUAAUCUGACGAUGUUUUCUUGUACAGUUUAAAACACUUGAGGAAAAUACAGAAGCAAACUGUGAUUCAAGCUUUUGUCUCCUAAACAAUGAGAAAUUUCUGUUUUUUAUCCUCCUGUGGAAAAAGUUAGACUUCUGAUGUCUUUUCUGAUCUUGUCCUCUAUAUAUAUUAGUUAUUUCAUCUGACAAAAAAAUCAUCUGUUUAGAAUCAAACUGUAAAUAGUUGAGUGUUAAAAAAGGUUAAAAAAAAUGUUAAAUUAACCCACUCUUAUAAUGCCUUAAAAGUACAUGUAUUAAGCCUUAUUAAUGCAUCGAUGAGGCUUUAUAACAGCCCUUAAAGUCCUUUAAUAACAGCAAAGUUGCAAACGUUUGGCAACGUUUAUAAAGUGUUAAAAGCAGUGAGCAUAAUGCCAUAUAAAGGUAUGGUUUAUAGCAUCUUCAUCUUUUGAAUUCUGGGUUAAAUAGCAAUAUUUUUCAUAACUUUACCUGGUUAAUAUGAGCCACCAUUGACAUAAGCUGCUGUAAUUCUGUAUGAUCUCAUCUUCAGAUUCAGCAUCUUUGACACAAAGUUUAAAAAAAAAAAACAAUAAUAUUGGUAAUUAUUUUUUAGAUUUAAUCACUAAUAGAUCAAAAUAUCUUACAUUAUGUUCAUCCUUUUUGUGGCAAUUUCAGGUAACAACUUUAGAUUUUUAAAAAUAUAACCAAAGGGAUUGUGGAAAAUAUUGUUGUUUUAAUAGUGACCGCUUGAGGCUGGCACUGAAAGCUCCCAAAUUCCUUAGAAAACCUCUUUUUUACAGCGAAACAUAUUUACUAUCUUGUAAAAUAGACUUCAGCAUACAAGUAUAGAAAGAUCAUUUCUUUACACACACACUGCAUGUAGGGUCAGAUUAAAAUUCAGAAAUAUAUGGCCCUGACUUCUUUAACACUAUUAGUGUUUACCCAGAGACUAAAGGCAUGCUCAGCUCCACCUCUUUGACCAUGUCCAGUUUGACCAAACGUUAUGUUGCUUCAUAACACCUUUCGGAGAGCAGUGGCACCACUGAGACAGUGUCCAUGUUUGAUACAGCCUAUGGGAAAGUAACAUUUUUUUGUGACCAUGAUUUGAGCAAUACGAAAUUUCUGCACACCUUACAUUGUCCUGUACUACAGAGAAAAUAAAUAAAAUAUCUUAAAAGAGAAUGCUAAGAUAGGACAAAAGUUACUCUCAACCCGCUGAUGGUAUACAGCAUCAAUAUUACAAAUAAAACCUUUCUGCAUAGAAAAAAAGUAAGCAGCAAGGUGCUGGGUGAUUUCCAGAGAUCAGGGAAUAGUUUGAAACCCAUAGUCAUACACCAUCAGGGUUACAUGGAUCUAUAGACCUACUUUUCUUUUUAAGCAUUCAUGUUGAAACUGAUUUGUAUGCUUUGUGAAACCACUCUAGGAUUAGCAGCCCAAUAGAGCAGACGUGAGAUCGUUAUUUUACAUUUUUCAUGAAUCUACAUUAUAGAUCUGUUUAAUCUAUCUCUGUUCCUCACUGUUAAUUUGAUGAUAGAGAUGCCCCAGAUUAUCAGGGUCCCAGGUGAGAGACCAGUGGCAAAAGCUCAGAUAUUUUUAUCAGGUGGUCUGACAGUAGCUGUGCUCCACAGCCGCAGGGGAGCAAUCACUCAUUUCUCUUUUUUACCCUGUCACUUUCUUAUUUUGUCUUCAUUUCUCACACAUUUUUUCCUUCAUUUGAUCUUGUGCUUUUUUUUCUGACAUUUGCUUCAAAACACACAGAGGCCUUCCAAAAGGCUGAAUGUUGUUGCAAAAUUUGUACAUUUGAGUUACAUGUAAACCUUGAUUUAUUUAUCUAUUUAUUUCCUCAGUCUUAACAUAGACAUGGGUGCACUCAAUGUUCCCUGCGUCUGUGCCCCUGAUCUUUUUAGCACCACCUUCACACUUCUAAAAGGACAUGUCCAGCGUAGCCCCCAGCGAAGUAAUCCAUCUCUCUGUCUCCACCUCAGCACACAGCACGGGAUAGAAACAGGUCCUCUGCUACAGGCCCAACGGUAGGACAGAAAAAGUUAUCCUGGCAAGGUGAAACGAGGCAAAUGAGAGAGUGAGAACAUCUGUGCAGCACAAUAGGGGUCUUGUCUUUUUAGGAGACGCUUUAUGUCGUUCCAUAUCUGGUGUGGAGACAGAUGGGGAAAAUGGACCGGAGGCAGUUAUGUAAUUAGAAAGUGUUCAGUGCUAGACUCUGAAUGCAGUGUAAUAAUGAUUAUAAUACUGGAUGUCACAAUAAUUCCAAUUUUUCUUGAAUGGUUGUCAUAAUUUUGUAGCAACAGAAUCUUUUUUUCAGCUUUUUAAUUUCCAAGCUUGUUAAUUUUGGGCUAAACAUCUGAAAGAAUGUGUCUUAGAAAUAUACUCUAUAAAUAAACUGACUAAAAAUGAUAAUAAGCAUUUAUUACUUAAUGCAAUCACUAAAUAAAUUGAAUUAGAAAGGAUCAGUUGUUAGGAAAAAUAAAUGAAGAAUGUGUCAUAGACUGAGAGCUGGCAUCUGAAUGAUCUGAGUCUUUGCCCUCCCAAUGCCCUGCAGAAACUCGUGAUUCAAAUCUGUUUGUUCUUUUAUGCCAUCUACUUGUUUUUUUUUUUUUUUUUAUUUAACUGUGAGGGUUGUCGCUUGUUAUUUAAAAUCCCUCAACAGGCACAGACCUGCUGGUGGAAAACUCAAUACAAACUACUGUGAUGCUGUGCAGCCAAGCAUUAAUCAAAACCAAAAACUUCAUUUUAAAUCCAGGUUGAGAUUCAAACUUUGCAAAUAUACUCAGUCUGUAAGGCUGACCUCUGGGAUAUUUGAAUAUUUCCAUUUGAAAAAAGUGUAGCCAUGAAAAACUGGAUUAUGUGGCUUUCUGAAAUGAGGAGUUGGAACAAACCAAAACAGAAUACAUAAUAAUGUCUGUCUAAAAUUUAUAGGACAAGUCUGGUCAUAUUUUAUAUUUCCGUAAUAUCAACACACUUCAGAUAGUGACUGGCUUCUAUCAUCUGUAACCCUAUUUCUGUAUCAUCAAGUGUCCAGAAAACAGUGCAAACACAAUGCUGUGUAUGCUUUAGGUAGCAUGUUCCUUAUCUUGUGCAUUUUGGUGACUCUAAAAUCUCAGAGGUGCAUCAAAUACUCUACUGAAAAUAGUUCACAAUGAUUUGUACACUGCUUUAAACUGGUUCAUAAAUGUGUUCUGGAAAGUUCAUUGGCCUCUCAAAAUAGCUUAACUUCAAAACGUUCAUUUAUUUUAAAAGGAUGGUGGGAUAACAAAAGGGGAAAUUGUCUAUAUAAUGGCAAAGUCUUAUUUUAGAAGGAGGCAGCAGGUGGGAAUGGUGUUACUUAUUAUUAUUAUUUAUUUAUUUGUUAUUUUUUUAAAUUAUUAUUAUUACCUUUAUUCUCGAGAGACAGUAGUUGCAUUUACAUGGGCACAAAUAAUCAGAAUAAAUGCCCGAUCAGAAUAAAAAUGUGUCAUGUAAACAUAUAAAUCGCAAGAUUCUGAUUCAAUUCGAGUCAAUCGAAAAGAAAUGGUAUUCCGAUUGAGAGGGGUGGUUUAUGCCAAUCGUUAUUCCGAAACACGUCCCUGUAAACACUUAUUCCGAUCGUGAAUCUCUAACCCGACUCGGUCUUCACUCUUUAGCCUUUGGCUUAUUUAUUGAGGCCAGUACAGGAGGUUUCACUAUUAACACUCUGGCAUAAAACACAACCGCAGAUGUCGUGUCUGCUCCUCCGGUAACAUGACAAGGCAUAGAUACAGCGUAAUGAUGUCACAUCUGCACGCACAGAGCAACCUUUGACAGAACAGUAAAAAAAGUACGCAAGGGCGCCAUCUAGUGACAACAUUUGACAGGGGGAAACUCCUGAAUGGGAUGGAGUGAGCCACUACCGCGUUUGUUGGUUUGUUGACUGCACAGGCAUGAAUACAACAAUACAACUCUUCUCUUUGCAGUUGUUUUAGCGAAAUCAGGCAACUCCGCGCAUGUCCAAAUACUUCUUAUCAGAAUAAAGCUUGGUGCAUGUAUACGCGCAUCAUGAUCGGAUUAUUUGAUUUUGCACCCAUUUAAACAGUGAAUUCAGAUUAUUUGAGCCCUCAAAUUUUAAUCAGAUCAAGAAAUUUUGCACAUGUAAACAUGGCUAAUGAGGUUACCCUCAUUUUCAAUGUCGUUGAGUUAACAAGCCAUUCAUAUGUUGACAGUGGUUUCAAUCAUUUGAAAGUGAUUACAUGACAGUAUACAUUUAACAAGAAAGAAGAAAGACAGUCUUCCAAAACAAUUAGAAACACAACUAUCCAUGGCCAAGGUCCUAAACUCUGUGAGUGAAGGGAGCUCGUCCAGUCUAAGGAUGUGCUUCAACAUGUUCCAAGAGCUACAGGGGCGUCAUAAAAAAAGCAGUCUCGCCUAUACCCGUAUAGGUUGGUCCCCAUAUGGAACUUUCCGUCUAAUUGUAACCCAAGGGAGGUUUAAAGUGUUAGAAGGGCUUCUACCAUGCUCUCCAUUGAGGAAAAAAGAUUCCCCACUUUGUCUCCUGCCAGCGUAAUUCCGUCCAUCUUCUAUUGAGCUCUAUUAAGAACAGAAAUACUGACAGAGCAUCCCACAGAGGGAACUACAGCAGACUCCGUGGGAGGAGGUCAGCUGUCAGCACACACAGGCCAGAAAAUAUUUAUUGGCAAAUCACAGGAGAAGUAGUACAAUAAGAGGAUUAGAGAUGCCACCUUGCACUCAACAAGCCCACAGAAAAUAAAGAGUGAUUCACAGUGUGACAUAAUCCCCCCAUUGAUUCAGCUCAUGUGGUGAAAAGGGCAAAUCCAGUUACGAUGAGUACAGACCAAAAAUGAAUCAGCGAUUCACACAGCUUGACGCAAGGGAAAGCCCUUAAUAUGUGAUGGAUACAUUUCUUCUGAUGACUGUAAUGCCACUUUUUUACAUUGUGCUGCCUGUGAAUGUCUGUAGUAUGCCUUGUAUUUCUGAUUUAAUGUACUCCUAACAUGCCUCCAGUCAAUUUCUUACUCUGGCAGCUGUCCCCCGCUGUCAGACUUCUCUGUCACUAAUUACUUCAUUUCUGUGAUUCACCAAAAAUCAGAGAUCUGUCACAUUUAUGCGCUCAGGCUCAAGAUAUUAGAUCCAAUUUCAGAGUGUACGAACACUCAGUUAUCUUGGCACCAAAACUACUUGGCUGUAUUUUUGCACUUCAGAUCAGUUAUGUUGGCAGUACAUCACAUGACAAACCUAUUCACUUAAAAGGCCUUGGCUAAUAGGGAUCAUUGCUGAAGGGAAAAUGCAAAAAAUUAUUUAAUUGUAUUUUGAUGGUAAUUUAAUGGAAAUUUGGCCAAUAUUACCAGUCCAUACUUCUCUUUGGAAUUACAGACCUGAAAAGCUCAAAAACUUAGGCACAUUAGCCCAGAGGAUGAAUCCUUUCAACAGUGGGGAUUCACAAGCUUUUCUCUUGUACACCCAACAGACUGACACUUGUGGCUUUAGUCAAAUAUGUCUUGUGGAUUACUGUGAUGACACUGGAGAUACACUAAUUUUCCAAUGUGUGCCACUGUGUUACCGUAUUAAAUGUUUGGUAUGUUGGAUUACAUACAGUACCUACAUACCUGCAAACAUUAGAGGAAGCCAAAAUACUUGAUGCCUAGUAUGGUUGUCAUAUAGCAUAGGAGCAUAGUUAUUGUAAGCAUGCAAGCAUAUCCCCCAUGGUGUUCAUCUCAAAAGGUUGUUGGGCUUAGUGUUGAUGUCAUAGCUGCUAGCUUGACGGUGCACUCUUGACCAUAUUGCAUCAUAUACAGCAAACAGAAAUAUCCAAUAAGAAGAAAAUGAUGCAAGGCUGCUCAACAUGUUUCCAUGAAUAUCCUUCACUAUGUAUACCCUCUUGAUUUAUCAAUAUAAGCUGACUUCAGGGGAGCCCCUGGUGGGUGAUUUUCUUCAUACCAUUCAAUAACGCUUUUAUCUUUAUCAUGAAAAUGUACCUAAGUACUGUACCCACUCAACUCCCUUUAAAGCAUACAUUUUUAAGUGAUAGCCAUCUGAUAGCAUGACCCCUUGCUGCAUCAUCACCCUCUUUUUUCUCCCCACAUUCCUGGUCCCUCUUCAGCUGUCCUAUAAAGGUAAAUAUGCCCCGAUCACCCUCAAAAUAAGAAGUCUUAAAAGAGAAAUAAAAAUCUGAUUUUCAUUCCUCGAUGCUUGUGCUACCUGGCUAAACAACAGAUAACUGACAAACCCUUGAUCUCAAUAAGAAGCCCCUCCUCUGAGGAGCCUCCUGCUACAGGUUUAUUGAAGCUUUCCCUCCCCAUCUAUCUCGCCUUUGAUUCAGCAUGAAGCAGGACUAACGCUGUGUGGUGAAAGCAGGAUGAGAAGUAGGCUAGCUUUAUGGCUCUGUGGUUGGUCAUGGCCUAGCGAGCACUCACUCACACACACCUUUUUCCAGGACAGGAUACUUUUCUCUUCUGUAGGAUAACUUUAUUAAAUAUUCAGUCUCCUGCUUCCUGGCUUGUAGGAAAGGGAGUCCUGGGGCUAAUUACUAAGCUGGGAGUGUCUUAGUGUGUAUGUUUGUGUUUAUAUUAUGCAUGCUGUUAGGUGUUUGUUGUGUUUGUUGUAGAGGGGUGGGUCAGAAGUGAGUGGAAAAAGUAGCUUUCUUGAUGAGGAACAUCUUGCAUUCGUGCAAACAGGCAGGGAGUAGGCUGUCCCGAUGACCUCAGUGUCUGCCUAUAUCAGCUAAUGAGGCAACACACUUUUACCACAGUGCUUUUUAACAGCGCCUUUGAGCCUGAAUGACUCUGCCGCACCAUAAAAGAUAUACUCAUCCGAAUGCAAUUAAAGCUGUAGUUUGCACCGUAGGGACGGUCUGUGUCGUCUUUUUGUCUGUUUUUCAUUUUUGCUUGCUCUGUCUGGCCACUACAUUAAGAUAUUAGUGUAUGAUUUCCUCAUUUGUGAAACUGUUAUUGCCUAACCAAGGAAACUCACAGGGUGGGUUUGGUUUAGUCCCAUUGUGUCACAGCUUUGUCACUCUGUUCAGUGUGGACACUGUCUGUGUUUCUGUGCUGAGAUAUCAGCUUCUUUCCAGUUGACUCCAGUUGGCGCACUGCUGGUCUGGGUGGGUGGGGAAGAGGUGAGCAAGAGGGCGAAUUUCAUGUGAAAAAUGGAGCUGGAUAUGUUGGGGUUGUUCUUCAUGCACUUCCCACCUUGGUUCAGUCUCAACCUCGUCUUUGAAUUUAGCAUGAAUCAUCAGCAAGACUCCAGCUUCGUCAGAGCGUCACACUAGAUUAAACUCUAUCUGAGAGUGCAGUUUCCCCUGGACAGUUCAUUUUAGAGCAGAGGCUUAGAGCCGAUGCCUCACUACAUGUGUCUUUGUUAGAAAGGUUGCUGUUAAAUCAGUGCAAGUAGGGCACAAUUUCCUUGAAACCUCUCUUUCAUUUGGUUUUUCUUCCUUAUCUUAUCUUGUCAUUUCCCCAGAAAAAGGUCAGAGAUGGAGACUCUUGUUCUGUCAAUGAUAAACGUACAUGCAUGUUAAAGUAGUCGCUUUAUUCUCUUGAGUAUCGUUCAUGAGAAUUCUGCUUCUGGGUCAUUAUCAGAGUUUCUAUCUUUCUUGGGUCUCCUGGGAUUCUUGAGGCUAUUUUAGGAAAAGCUUUACCAAAAGUUUAAUGUUUUGUCCACCUUUUAAUUUAUUCUCAAAGGGAGCAGCCUCUGUCUAGACUUCUUUGCCUGUCUGCUGUCGGUCCCUCUCUCUCAAAAGGCCACAGGAGAUGUACAAACAUUUACCUGUCCAGAUUAAUUAAAGCUUAUGGACACUGACUGGUACCACAGAAUAAUCCUGCUCACCAAUGGCCUGGGACACGGCCUCCACAGUGACCUUGUGUUGGAUUUCACACUGACUCUGGGAAUAGGUGUGGCGCAUCCACACCUUCAACUGUGCGGCCUUGUUAAUCCCUCAUACUGUUACCAAACCACACUGUAGUGGGAGAUUAACAUCAUAAGUAGAUAGCUCAUUGUUCCAGAGGUCCUCAGCAGUCUAUCAGGGAGUCUCAAUGACCAUGCAUUGUGUCCUUUGUAAAACCACAGCUACAUUUUUAUAACCUGCAGCCCUGGGCAUUAAGGAUUAAAGUGAAGAGGAAAUGGAGAGGCAGAUGCUGAAGCACAAGAGUGGCAGGGGUUUUAAAAAUGUAUCAAUACAAUCUCAAGCUCUCUGCUUCACUGUCUCUUUCUGCAGAUCAAGACUUGAAGGGAGGAAGAAAAAAAAACCUCCACCCAAGAGAUCACAUUAGCUGUGACCCUAUUUCUUUGAAACGCUGACAUGACAUUUCAUGAAUUCUUUGGAGGAAGUAUUCAAAAAGUGAAAUGGGCUGUGAGCUAAUAUCAUCAGAAAUUGCCUUUGCUAGUUGAGAUAUCUCAAACCCAGUUUUGUGUCACAAGUGGAGCCGCAGCAGUCUGACAUGUUGUUGAGAUUCUAAUGGCUUUGACCCUUUUCCUCUGGCAUCAGUAAAGUCCUUUUUCACUUUGGAAGUGUUUUAAUUCAGAGCAUGUAGUUCAGGGGCAGCAGACUUCUAACUUUAGCACCACUGACAGUCCAAGUUCACUUUCAUCCAUUCAUGAAGGACUAUCACUCUUGAAAUGUAUACUUUUUAUACACACUGUAAAAGUGCUUGAAUCAAGUUUUCCUUGUAUGUUGUGAGUAUAAAUAUGCUCAUUUUCAAAAAUGAGAGCCUGCAAUGUGAUGUAAACAACAGGUUGGGGGUAAUAAGAAGAACCCCUGCACAAAAAAAGAGAACAGAUGGCUGCAGUUUUGCAUAUUGAGAGGAGUCUUUUAAUCUUUUAGUCUAAUUGUCUGUGAUGUUCUGAUGAUCAAAUGUUUUCUUCUACGUUCGCCAAGAUUAAAAGGCAGGUUUAAACAGAGAAUCUGUCUUCAGGCAGGUUCAUUAUUCUGGUACGUAUAUCCUAAAAGAACUACGGAUCAAAUUUGGUCAUCUAUUCCAUGCACCAUCAAACUUAAGAAAGGGGGCUCUUUUUCAAGAGAUAUUUAUAAACUACAGAUUUCCAAAAGUGGCUAAUGGUCUAUAGAGAAGCUAGUUUAAAGCUACCAGCAACAUGCACACAGAAGUAAUGUUUAACAGGUACAGAACGGAACCUAUAAAUAGCUUAAAAACAUGGAAAGUAGGCGAGUACAUUACUGCAGCGGGGGGACGCAGCUCAAGGAAGAACAUUUACCAUCAUUAGCAGAAGAAAGACCGAGAGGUCUGAUUGCAUUUCCAUGAAGAAAUGACCAUAAAUGUUCUUCCUUGAGCUGCGUCACCCUGCUGCGGUUGGUGGACUUGCCUGAGGUCUCACUAGAAACAAGCGGCUGCUGGAAGAGAGUAGGUGAGUUGUGUUUAGUGUCCUUGCUAAAGAAAUGAGUUAAAGUUAAAAAGAUGUUUGGUGGCUAGUGCUAUGGCUGGGACCCUAUAUGUACUGCUGAUGAAGUUAGGUGCUGUUCUGAGCAUUAUUUGUGGCUAUAGAGUGGCUUUUUGGUUGAGUGCGUGGCAGCCAGCCAACAGAUGUGGAGUCCUCAAACUUAAAACUACAAAUGUGAGGACAUUGAAUGAAAUUUUACUUUGAAUCUAUUGUAGUUUUGGACUGACCAACUCUGCAUCCUGAGAAAGUAGGACAAGACUGGUCAUCAUCAGCAAGGUUUAUUUAUCAGUUGGUAUUCUUUGGUAUCCUCACAAGUGUUUUCUUCUGUGUUUUUCAGAUCCUGGCCAUCAUUUCCAUUCUUUUCAUCGUGUUGUCAACCAUCGCCUUGUCUCUCAACACCCUUCCAGAGCUGCAGGACACAGAUGAGUUUGGCCAAACCACGGACAACCCACAACUGGCCCACGUUGAAGCUGUCUGCAUUGCUUGGUUUACCAUGGAGUACCUGCUACGCUUCCUAUCCUCCCCCAACAAGUGGAAGUUCUUUAAGGGUCCUCUAAACAUAAUUGACCUGCUGGCCAUCCUGCCCUAUUAUGUCACUAUCUUCUUGACAGAAUCAAACAAGAGUGUGCUUCAAUUUCAGAAUGUGAGGAGAGUGGUCCAAAUUUUCCGGAUCAUGCGAAUCCUGCGCAUUUUGAAGCUGGCCCGCCACUCCACAGGUCUUCAGUCUCUAGGAUUUACUCUUAGGAGGAGUUACAAUGAACUAGGGCUUCUGAUUCUUUUCUUGGCCAUGGGGAUCAUGAUUUUCUCCAGUCUUGUGUUCUUUGCAGAGAAAGAUGAGGAGGACACCAAGUUCAAAAGCAUCCCAGCGUCCUUUUGGUGGGCUACUAUUACUAUGACUACAGUAGGUUAUGGAGAUAUCUACCCAAAAACUCUUCUGGGAAAGAUAGUCGGGGGUUUGUGUUGCAUUGCUGGAGUACUAGUCAUAGCCCUGCCUAUUCCCAUUAUUGUGAAUAACUUCUCAGAGUUCUAUAAAGAACAAAAGAGGCAGGAGAAAGCCAUCAAGAGAAGAGAGGCUCUGGAGAGGGCUAAAAGAGAUGGUAGCAUUGUCUCCAUGAACAUGAAAGAUGCGUUUGGUCGCAACAUCGAGCUCAUGGAUGUAAUGGUGCAAGGUACCAAUGAAAAGACAGAUAAGGUACAUGAUAAUCAUGUGUCUCCCACUCAGCCUAAAGGAUCAUCCAGACUCAAAUCCCAUAUGAACCCAAGUAGUCCGACCAAGACCCUUGAACCAAUCAACCAAGAGCAAGUCAAGCCCUCGAGCAGCCCACAGCAUCUCAGUGCCCAGAAACUGGAGGAGACUUACAACAAGAUGGCCAAGGCCCAGUCACAACCCAACCUCAGCAAGGAAAAAGGGUUGCAGUCUAAAGCAGCAAGGCAGAGAACUGAAAUUGAGAUGGGAAGCAUCCCGCCUGAGGCUGUUUCAAGCCCAUCAGAGGUCGUUUCAGACAUGAGAAGCAUGUCUAGCAUUGACAGCUUCAUCAGCUGUGCCACAGACUUUCCUGAGAGCUCUCGCUUCUCCUUUAGCCCAGUCAGCAACAUACCCGGAAAGGUAAGCACCAACCCCAGCCUGGAACCUACUUUGGAGAAUGACCACGAAGGAUCCCAAGGCAACAGUACACCUCUGACAGGACACAGCAACAAAUCCAGCCUGUACCCUGACAGCCCCAGGGGCAUGCGCUUUAAAAACCCGCACAAAAGCCACUCACUCAAAGUCAACUUCAGAGCAAGGGAGGACUCAGGGACAGGGGUGCUUUCAGACAGCUCGUCACUCCAGAGCCCCGAGGCAUCCAUCUACACAACUGCCAGCAGUAGGACGCCAAGCAAAAGCCCAGAGAAUUUACCACUGAGCAUCUUCACGUUCCAUGAUUCGUCCAUCAAUAAAUUCAUUGACGCUGAUACAGAUGAAGAGGAGCAUCUGCAUGAUGGCUCAGGCACCAACCCGUCUCAAAAACUCUUGGAAAAAGCCAGCCCCAAGUUUGGCCAUCACUCAGGCUUCCAGCAAGGGUCCAACCACAUGGAGGGCCUGCAAAGGAAGCUGGGGAACAGCACACUGCCAACACAAGGGCAGGAGAACCAUGUGGCUCAGGAACUACUGCCACUUCAGGGAGAGAAGAGUCACUAUUAAACUUAGAAAGACUGUUAAGCAACAACCAGGAGAGUAGGAAGCAGGAAACAGAGGGAAACAAGAAGCACAGUGAACUCAGCAAAACUGAACUUCCUCAAAAAUAUGAAAGACACAGAAAAAAAUGUACUAAUCCAAUGAAAGAACAAUCAUUGUUGACGUUGUGAAGGACUGCUGUUUUAGCUCUCCUACCAAGGACUUCUGAACUAAUGAAUUCAGCAGGACUCUGAUGUUCUAAAACGGCAAAGAGCUCCUGUUGUGUUAGUUUGACUAUUUAUACAUUUGUUUAGCCCAGAUCUUCUCUCAGUAAUAACAGCCAAGUUUUAAGGGUACAUAACAUCAUUUUUAUAUGAAAAACAAAACAAAACAAAUUUUUCUGACAUCCUUCAAUAUGAUUUUAAAGCCACUAGAGCCGAAACUAACAGAUCAGUAGCAAACCACAGAAGACAUUGUAACAGCACUGCAAACUGGGGCAGUCGUUCAACAAAAGAAAACAAAACAAAAAAAAAACUAUGUUGUAAAGUGAAGAGGCAAUAUACAUUCUUCUUAUGUUUUAUGUAAAUUUAUAGCAUUAAAAAGCAACAGUGUGUCAGGGAAAUGUAUGGUUUGGUCCCUUUAACUCUCUUCCUCAAAACUGGCCUUAGUUUUCUUUUUGAUCGUGUUUAUAUGACAAGGAAAGAGAGAUCCACAGACAGUACAGUAUGUCCGUUUCAUAUCUAGUUUAUGUAUUGUUAUGUAGCAUUCUUAGUCAGUUUAGUGUUGAUAUUUUUUUACUGCACAAAAACACCAAGGCAACACAGAGAGACUCUGUGAGGCAUCAUUCAUCGAUUUUCUUCUUGCUCCUGUUGUGUCCGAUUGCUGUCAAGAGGGAGCAACUUAACACGGUUAAUAUUUUUCAUCUUAAACACAGAUGUUGAAAAAAAAGACUUCUUUUGUUGCUUUAGUCACUGGUUCUUUUCAAGUGUUUGUCCCUCAGUCUGAAUCUGGAGGAAAUCAAAAAGAAAAGUCUCGUACAUAUUCAAGACUUUGUCGAAGGUGUUCCUGAGAUGAUUCAUUCUGUAGCUGAAAAUCUGAACUUUGUAUUCAGUCACAUUGCACCAUAAUAGCUGGAAAGACAGCACUGAAAACCACAGAGCUUUUCUGUGCUGACCCUUCAGUUUUGUAGGAGUGUGAAUAUUGUACAUGUGCGUAUAACUACAACUGUAGAAUAUAACAACAUUAACACAUGUAUUGUACAAGGUAAAGAAUCCAAAUAAUUUAUAUUUUUAAGAUAUUUUCUAAAAGAAUGGACCUAUAGAAUAAUAUAUUGUGCUAUUCUCAUAGUUUUACAUUUCAAUAUUAAGUACUGCAUAAUUUUGAUGGAAUUGCAUUUGUUAGAUGAUAUACUAUAGUAGAUAAAUUUGUAUUGUUUGCUACUGUCUUCUUGUAAAUGUCUGUCCCUCUAUCCUUUGUGCAAUGUGAAGAACCAAAGAAUUGUUCUUUCUGAUGAUGGUACAUUUUACUGUUUUAUCUCAAAAUGUUAGAAAUGAAAGCAUUCCUUUUCUUAACAGCAGAAUCUGACAUAUUUCAGGGAGCCAUAUACUUGCUCAUUUGGUGUAAACAUGUAAGCUGAGUUAUUGCACAGGAUGCCAGGACUGGCUAAAGAAAGAGGAAGAAAAAAGCUGAUUACAUGGAUGAGGAAACAGGGAAAAUGAAGAGACAACACAGCCGCACUUUAUUCAACAUUCAUUUUGGAUGGCUAAUUUGAUUAUUUACACACUGUGGAUCUUGGCAAGUGGUUUUGCUUCCAGACAUCCAAAACAUUAUGCUCAUAUGGGUCCACAUGAUGUCUCCAGCGACAUAAAAGCCACCUCGCAGCAAUGUACAGCUCGCCACUCAGGCACAUAACAGCAUGGAGGUACCUUAUGUGUCUGUAGACCACUAUACUCUGUAUCCUGCACCUAAAUCCAAACAUAUGACCACUCUGGGUGUUUUCCAUCUGGUGCUCUCAUUACUUAAGCGAGCAUGGUUUUUUAUUACUUCAAUAUAGCACAUAUCAUGCAAGCAUGCUACAAAACAUCUAUUUUUAGUAGUGACUCUUAAAAAAGCGAGAGUAUUUACUCUGUAUUCUUGUUUUCUAUCAUUAGACCUUCAAUAAGUUAGAUAUUUCUGUGCCUUUGCUUUAAACAGACGCCUGCCAAGCACACUGAAUCUGUCGUCGUGUCCCGUCUGAUGACAAUUUAACUUCUGCACAUCACGAAACAAAAAGGAAGUGGGUCAUCAAGCUGCGAGACUGUGAUGAUACAUAUCCACACCUUUCCUUCUCAUGUAUCUCCUCAGCACUUAUAUUUAAAUGUGCUGUAUAUUUGCAUAAGAAAGGCCCCAAUCCACAAACAAACAUGGGUGGAGAGUCACUUAGCAGCGUCCACGACAACUGUUUCCAUGGUGAUGGUUGAGAUGACUGGGUAGCUUACAUUUUAUGCAAACAAGUAGUCUGGUUUAUAGAAAGAAAAUCCUUUAAAACUCAAAUAAGAUGUUGGAAAUGUUCAGUGUUUACAUUUCUUUUCUCAUGCAGUCAUAGGAUAAUUCCUUGUCUUUUUUUUUCACCACCUCAGCUGUGGCUUAACUGUUUUCAAGCAAGAAUUAUCAAAGAAACUGGAUGGUGGACCUUUCUAGCCAUCACAUAAUCCCUUUAUCUCUCUCUCUCUCUCUCUCUGUCUGAGCAAAGCUGAGCAUGACUACAGCAAUUUACACCCUGAACCUAAAGGUGCUGCUGCUGUGAUGUGAUGUGUGUGUGUGGUCACUUCAGCUCCCUGCUCCUGUGUACGGAGAGAGUGUGAAAUGUGAAUGGAAUAGGAACAAGAGGUGUGUGACAGGUGAGAAGUGUCAGCCUGAUUCCACCUGACAUUCAGGAUGACGGCUGCAGCACUCUGCUCUCAAACCUGUAGACCUCUUUGACAUGGACAAGGCGAUCACUCAAAAUAUUAUUGUUGAGCUUUCUUUGUCGCUUUGAAAUACUGAGUGUGAAGCGUCCCCUCAGGCAGGAAAAUUCGCCAUCAUAUUAUACACACAGGACUCGAAUGAGCUUUUCCAUUAUAGACUUGUGCUUGAGACUUGUGCAGAAUGACAGUGCAAAAUGUCACUUUGAAUUUCGGCAUCCUUUUGAGGAUGUGUUCAUUUCUGGGAUUCUAUAAAUAUCAUCCUGGGCAUGCAAAGGCAGAGUCUGGGCCAGUAGGAAAAAGGCUCAGUUACAGCUAAGAUGGUGUCACAUGGAGUUCUGAGGAGCAAACUUUGUAACCAAAGAAUGUGGAAAAGAGGGAAGGCAGUCACUGGUGAGUGGGAUUUGCUGUAGCCCCUGUCCUGAACACUGCAUGGUAAUGGGAUAACAAAUGUCAAACUGACAAAUGGUUGAUAUGAGUUUCACCACUCAGUGCAUUAGAAACAGAGGAGAAGGCGAGAAAGAUACAAGGGGAGGAUGUGUUUAACGGUAAGGAUUCAUUAACAUUCAUCACAUAGCAGUCAGACAUGCAGUAAAUACUGACAAAUCUGUGGAAUUAAGCCUCUCCUCACGGCGGACUUAACUCUCAAACAAGCCAUAUUAAAAUGGUUACUACUUUUCUCUGCACUGGAGGAGACAUUCUUCAAUUUUUAUGCUUUCCGAACUGCACUUUAUUGGCCAUAAAAAUAAAAUGGGAUACAUAUUAAUUUAAAGCUCCUGUGAGAAGGUCUUAACUGGUUAUGAAACAGACAGAAAUUAAUAAUGAUGUCUCUUUAUAACCUACAAGAGCAAACCAGACCACUAGCAAAAAUACUUUCUUUUAAUUUAAUAAUUACUGCUGUGAGGGAGCAGGUCAGGUGAGAUGAUUUACUUUUCUAAAACAUCUUUGUAAAAAAGCACAGGGAGAGAUUUUUGUCAGAUAAUCUUCAAAUAUAAAGGAGAUUAUUAGCAAAAAGAUGAGAUGUAUCAUAUUGCCCAAAAAAGGGCACCAAAACCUGCACAAACAGGAAGUUCUGACAAGAACUCUUAAUACAAUAUCCUAAAGCACAACAGAGGUUCAAGCCAAUACAGACACAUCAUUUAAUUUUCUGAACCCUUCCCUUUUGUUCAGGGAGUCAUCACCUCCAUCCAGCUCACACUUGUCUUUACACUGCCCGCACUGAGUCCGGGGAAAUGUCUGUUUUGUAAAAUUUCAUACUUUGUACCAGUCCACUUUGUUGAAUAUAAUCUUUGUGGUUUCUUGUUAUUUAACGCAUGUAGCGCUACUAAACUUUGUCACACACUGCUUGUAAAUACUAUCAACUGUAAGAAGCUUUAGGGCAAAGUCUCUGAUCAGAGAAUCAGCAGUUCUCUCCUUUUACUGACUGAUGCUUAAUAAAAGACAAUAAUCCA
Xyrichtys novacula (pearly razorfish) is the source of this 47252-nucleotide messenger RNA. The record is from the annotation of a GenBank genome assembly. NCBI's taxonomy places the organism in Eukaryota, Metazoa, Chordata, Actinopteri, Labriformes, Labridae.